CUAAACUAAACAGCGCUAAACCCCUGGGGAACUCUCUCUGAGGUCUACAACUAAAUUCAGACACUGCAGAAAGAAUCAUACAGAGGCAAAUAUUCACUUUUUCGCCAAAGACAGCGAGAGGCGGAAAUAUGGAAGGACGAAUUUGAUUUGACACCGUUUAACCUUUGAGGGCCCCGUAAUAGGUCACAGUGCUUGGUUGCAAUUCAGGCCUUGCAAAUGGCAGCGUAUUUUAAUGGCAAUCCAGAGAAAGAGACAGAUUUGGCGGGUUUUGAUGAGUUCUCCUUCCAAACACAUAGUUAUCGACCUGAGUAUUCGUCCAGUUUCCCAGAUAUCCGUAUCCAGAGGCAAAGAUCAUUGGGAAGGCGAAUUAAAGCUGUAGAUAUUUUAGGGACGCUUAGAGAAAAGACCGCAUUUCUAUCAGGAGGGUACGACCGACAAGGAAGAGCAAUCAUUACGAUUUUAGUGCCCAAACAUGAAGACAUCGACACAGAGAAACUUUCAGAAACUUUGAUUUAUUUCACUCAAAUCCCGAGUGAAGAAGUUCUGAACAGAAAGUUCACCUUUGUACUCGAUCUUCAUGAGGGAACAUGGAAAGCUGCCAAAGCCUUACUCAAAACAUUACAGGAGGUUGUUCCUGACAAGAUUCACCAGAUUGUUAUCAUAAAACCUGAUGCAUUCUGGGAGAAGAGAAAAUCUGAUACAUCAAUAAAAACCACAGACCAUGAGACAACUGUAUUAUCAUCCAGUAGUAAGCUUACUCAAAUCGCUGACGAGGCGCACCUAACCCGGGAUUAUGGCGGAACACUUCCAUACGAUCACGAAGACUGGAUUCAACGUAGAGUGUUUGCUGAGCGUUUUGCGGAUGACGCGGCAGCACUUCUCGCAUCACGUGACACCCUGGAAGAUGAUCUGGACACACGUGCUGAAAGUGACACCAUCCCCGACACAGAAAAACUCCUCCGAGACCAUGAGGCCAAGCGGGCAUACUUGGAUGACGUCAUCAAGCCGGUAAUUCAGCGUGGCCUCGAUCUCGUGAACUGGCUGGAGCGCAGUGAGCCCCGAAUACCUGCUGGUCUGCGGCACUCAGGCUCGCCGAUGUCCCUAGCGACAGAAGAGAAGAUUGAGGUAGAAGGCGUGGUCUCUAAGCUGGAGGGUAUGCGUGGACACUUAGUUUCCAUGUGGGAGAAUAGAUGGACGGAGCUCAUACAAAAUCGUGACUUGAUCGAGUUUGAGCUUGGCUUCAAAAGGGUCAUUGACUGGCUGAUGGGCACGGGAGAGGCAUAUCUUAGUUCUUCUAACGAUCUCGGUGACUCCGUCAAGAGCUGCGAAUUUCACCGUCGCCAGCAUGAGGAGUUCGACAUCUCUGCGCGGGAAGUAAUCCAGCUGUUCAGUCGAGUUCGCGAUCUCGCGAAACGCAUGCUCCAGGAAAAUCACUUCGCCAGCCGGAAGCUGCGCGCCCAGAAAGACUAUCUAGACAAAGUCUGCCGCAGCUUUGCGUCCCGAAUGGAGCGUCGGAAAGACCUCGUGCUUUCUACCCACAUGUUUUACCAGAACGCAGCCAAGCUUUCUAGUUUUCUUGACGACUUAUUGGAACUCCUCUGCUCGGAUGCGAUCCUGAUAGAAGACCAAGAAAGUGCAGAAAUGUUACUCAAGACCCUUGAACACAAGGCAGACGCCGUGACGCAAGCGUCCGAAGACACGUUACGUGACGCCACGACAGCUAUUGAAUUGAUGAACGCACCAACCACAGACGUCCACGGUGAUGUUGUCACCCCAGACUUCAGUCAAGCAAUCCAUCAUGUUCAGAUGACGCUGGACGAGUUACAGGGCCGCAAGAAACGUACAGAUGAGUUGUGUGACGUGAGGAGGUUAAAACUUCAGCAGUUAUUGCAGCUGAGGACUUGUGAGGGUGACGCACAGCAGGCCAUUACUUGGCUUGGGCAACUGCGGAACGGAGCCCUGGACACAUGUGCAGAAGUGGGCCGGACAUCGGACGAAACAGACGCUCUUCAAAAGGAGCACGAGCGAGUGGAGAUAACUGCAAAGGGUACGUUUGACUACGGCAAGCAACUUUUGCAGACGUCAUUGGUCCUCCGUCGCACUUGCCGUUACGAUAUGGCGCCUAAUCAGCGCAUGGAAGAUCAGUUGAAUCAAGUGUGGGACGAGUUCUGUAAAGCUAUGGCGGAGCGCGGGGCGCGUCUCGCUGUGGCGCACAUGUUCUAUCACAGCGCGGAGCAGCUGAUGCAGAGCCUAGACGACCUCCGUGUGGGCUACUCGUCAGAACGACUCCCGGAGGAUCUGUCUCGCGAGGAAGCGCGUGCCUUCCUUGCAGCACACGAGGACACGAGGGAAUCCAUCAACCGCACCUACACAGAGACCGUUGCUAUGGGGAAAGCGUUGAUUGACAGACUGGACCUGCCAGCGCCUGGUGAGAGAAGUGAGGUGGGGCUCAAGCCGCUGCAUCCCCUAGAGGACUGCGUGGAGGAGUUGGAAGAGGCGCGCCGAGGAUUCGAGGAGGCCUGGGACGAGCGCAUGCGCACACUGUCAAGCUGGAGGCAGUUUGAGGAUUAUGCGGAUCAGUUUGAGGAGCUGAUGGUGUGGAUACGGAACGCACUCGAAGAGAAUGCGCAAGACCGCUGGACAGUAGGAGAGAACUAUCAGCAGGCCCAGGAUCUGUUCCAGGCCUUCACGGAUCUUGAGAAGCGAGUCAAGGAAAAAGAAUCUGAGAUCCAGUGCAUACUUGAUGUCGCUCAGAUACAGCAACCUACUCAUGGCAACCAGGUAGCAACUUCCACUAUGUCGGGCUCCCUGUGGGACGCGUGGACUGCGCUCCAGUCUCAGCUGGAGGAUCGGCGCACACUCCUCAACACUUCAAUGGAUUUUCACCGCGGGGCUGAGCAGUUUAACGACCAGCUUGACCAUGCUCAAGAUGAGCUCACUCGCGCACUUCUAGCGGAAGACAUCUCUUCAGCGCCGUCAGUUCUUGAGCAGCACCAAGAGCUUCGCAAGAGUGUGCUGGAAGUCUCGAUGCAGACUUUAGCUAAGGGACAGGCGCUGCUGGACCGUUUACGACAGGCCAGCACUCACGCAGACAUAAACAACAGGCAUGCGACUAAGGCCGCCUGUUACAGCAUCGAGCGCAUACUCGAGGCAUUGCACCUGCGCAGACGUCACCUUGACGACUUGUGGAAAGCUCGCAAAAAGACACUCGAGCAGUGUAUCAAAAAAUGUAAAAUAGAAGAGGAAGCACGAAAGAUAAGCAAAUGGAUAAAAUACGAGGCCGAAGACUACCUAGGUUACAGAGACUGUGGCGAUUCAGUAGCGUCAACACAAGUUUUACUGGAUGAACAGACACAAUUUGAGCAAACUGCCAGGGAUCGCGAGGAGACGGUGGAACGCCUGGCCCGAGAGACAGAGAAACUUGCACAUGGCAACUACCAACAUCUGGAAGAGACAGUCGCUCUUGUGAGCCAGUUACAGCUCGACACCCGCGAGCUGAUGAGCAGACUGGAUGAGCGAAGACGGCUACUUACCAAGACGCUCGCCUUCUACAAGAGCGGUUAUAAGGCUAUCCAAAAGCUGGAUGAGAUCGAGCAGCUCCUCCCUGAGGAACACCUGACGGUAGAGGAGCAGCGUGAGCUUCUAUCUGCCAUCAGUGAAGCGUCCGCGUCACAGCUAAGGGAAGGCCGCCUUUUAUCUGAGCGGCUAGCAGCUGAACCAAAGCAACAGCCCGUCGUUGUAAAGAUGUACGAGCAGCUACAAGCAAAAAGUAAAGCGCUCGUCGAAGAGACGCAGGUCUCUCCGGAAGCUGACUCUGAAGUUGAACAAAUCCACGGUUGGAUCAAGUUCGCGGCCGAGGGCUUUAUGGACGCCAACUCAGAAAUGGGCAGCAACAUCACCGCCGCCCAAGACUUCAUCACACAACAUGAAGAUUUGCACAGAGAGGUGAAAGAGAUGGAGGGGCAAAUUGCGCGCGUCUCUGAACCCUCCAAAUCCCGCAGCAAAGCAGACGUAGAUCGUACAAAGGAUCUCCAGGCUUCAUGGUCCGCUCUGACUGGUAGACUCGACUACCGUCUGCACCUGGGCAAAAUUUACUACGACUUCCACAAACAAAGACAAAUGUUAUGGAGCAAACUCGACGAACUCGAGUCGCAGCUCACAAGCGAUGAGCCGAAAGAGAACGUGGAUGCUUCCGCUGUGGUGUACACGCGACAGAGACAGAUCCGGGAAACAAUCAUCACCUCAUCUGACAGACUACAAAAAGACGCACAUACAAUCAUGGAACAAUUGCAACAGGAACCCAAGGACAGCACUCUGAAUCGGGAGUCCGCGGGCCGAACAAUCCACACAAUUCUAAUCGAGCUUCAGGAGAGACUGGGCAGCCUGGAUCAGCUAUGGAAGAUUCGAGACGUUCAGCUCAAGAGACACCGGCAGCUCAGCACCGAGUUCGUGCAGUUCGAGCGGGACACCAGAGAGGUGAUCACUUGGAUCGAGGAACAGAGCGAACAGUUUUUCCCGGUGAUGGUGAACUACAACUCUCUCCCGGCUGACCCACGUGACAUCGAAGAGAAGCUUAAGAAGUUCAGGGAAGCCGCAGAGCGAACCGAUGAGGACGUGCAGCGACACCUACGCGCCGCAGAAAAGCUCGCAGAUGAAGAUCAGAGCUACCGAGCUGCCAUUACCGUGGUAACCGACGAGUUGAAGAUAGCGUACCAACGCUUCAAGACGCUCAUGACAGACUAUGAGGUGUUGCUUGCCAUGUGCGCCACAUUUUUCUCUAGCGUCGACAAGUUUCUGCAAAUGGUUGACCACAUGAUGGCAGUGUUCCGUAGCGGGCAGGUCGCGCCAGACCUACACAGAGCUCAACUCAUGCUGCAAGACCAUCUCGCAAACUUCAGGACAGUAUCUGAGAUGCACACAUACGUUGUGAACAACGGCAGAGAUAUUCUUGCUAAGGUGGCUGGAUCAGAAGCUGUCUCAGUGUCCCGCGAUGAGAUCAAGCGCUUUUUAGAGGAGACGGAUGGACGAAAGGAGGAGUGGACGAGCUUGUGGGACUAUCACAAGAGCAAACUAGAGGAUAGCAUCAUGAUUUGCGAGUUCGAACAAGACAUAAGCAAGGUCAAUCUGUUGAUCGAGCAGAACAAUCGCGAUCUUAUCGCAUUAAAUCAGAAGUUUGGUGUUAAUCUUUUGGACUCCGUUACGCUACUUCAGGAAUCUGACGCUUUCUUAGAAUCUGUCAAGCCUACCGAUCGUGAGGUCCUCCGACUAGUGAACGAGUGCGACAGACUAAGCAAGGCAAAUCAUCCAGACGCACCCACUGUACAGCGACAGAUAGCAAGCAUGGAAACAAGGUGGAAACGCUUCCUGAGCCUAAUGGAGGAACAUCGCACCAUGCUUGAAGCCUCCAUCGAGUUUUAUCAACUAUACGAACAGGCUGCUACGUGGAUGAGUGACAGCGAACAUUUCCUGAACUCGACUAAAGAAGAAGCCCAAAAAUGUCGCUCAGAAGAAGAAGUCAUUGACUUGCUAGACCUUCUUGAAGGCUUCAUCAAACCUGGGCUGACAAAACAAGAGACAAGGCUUAAGAAGAUUGGGGAACUCUCAUCCAAGCUCGUGACAGCCAUGCCUAGAAAGAAAGCCAAAGAACUUGUGAGCAAGCAGCGACAGAUCUCGACCAAGUUUGAAUUGAUGGACAAUGAUUUGUACAGACUGGCAGAAAAGCUGCGAGAGAGAAAACGACUUGGGCUGCCGGAACAGGAGGAAGUAAUUCCGAGCAGCCUCGCAGAGUAUGAAGCACAGCUUGAGGAUACUCCUGAGGCAGCCAUCGAAGAAGAGACAAGACCGAUUACCACAACCCUGACCACCUUCCUGGACGGCGUCCUCGGGCGCAAGCGGCGAGGAGAUGCUGAAGCCUUUACCGAAGCUGGCGCAGGGAAGAGACCACAGGUCAUGGUCAGUAUUAAACCUGGACAGCCACUAAGGGCAGAUGCAGAGGCCAAAAUUGAACCAAUUAUAAAAUCCGAGAUUAAGGGUUGGUUCGAAGACGGAAAAGUUGUGGACAGACCUGCUGGCCUGGAAGACAUUAGACUACAUAUCAACGAGGAUGUACAGCGAGAGCCGGGGGAGGCUGCACUUGCUCCCUGGGGGGUCGAGGUGGUCAAACGGGAUGUCAGUGUGUCCAAGCUAGGGCCAUACACUCGCAAGGACAUAGAGGUGGAGACAGAUAUGUCUGUGCAUACAGGUCCAUCGGGUUUGGUGGAAGAUCCUGACAGCCCCUCUUUUACACGUAAGAGGACGUGGAAGACGACUACACGCGAGACGACCACGAGUGUACAGCAAGAAACAAGGACAGAAGUCGAGAUGCUUUCUGCCCAGAAACCCGACGCUGCAUCUAAUAUUAUCAUUUACGAUCAGGAUCGCCCGAGUGAACCUCUUGAGGUACAUGUAUUAUCACGUGUUGAGCUGCGGACAGGACCGGACGGACAGAGGCCCAGGAUAGAGGAGAUUGCCACCUCUGACGAUGACAUGAGAGUGGCAAAUGAGCAGAUUUGUCGAAGGAUCGAGGAUUCAUUACAGCCUGCCUCCAGAGUACCCCAUGAGCCAACAGAAAUAGUUAUACCGCAGUUUGCUGGACAGGCCCAUGUGUUUUCUGUUCCCGAUGAUGCAUAUGAGAAACCAGUCUCAGUGGGCUCAACUGCUGAGAUUGUACCUAAACGUGAACAAAUGGCCCCCGUUGAGUUCAAGAUCGAUAGACCAUAUGGCCAGACCACCGUCACUGAGGUACAACGGGAGGUUAUACAACCAACAGUCGGUACAACUGCUGAAAUCACGCCUAGUAGGGAAGGCAUGGCUCCAGUGGAAUUCAAGAUCGACAGACCAUAUGGCCAGACCACCGUCACUGAAGUACAACGAGAACAAAUACAGCCAACAGUCGGUACAACUGCUGAAAUCACGCCUAGUAGGGAAGGCAUGGCUCCAGUGGAAUUCAAGAUCGACAGGCCAUAUGGUGAGACCACCGUCACUGAGGUACAACGGGAGGUUAUACAACCAACAGUCGGUACAACUGCUGAAAUCACGCCUAGUAGGGAAGGCAUGGCUCCAGUGGAAUUCAAGAUCGACAGACCAUAUGGCCAGACCACCGUCACUGAAGUACAACGGGAGGUUAUACAGCCAACAGUCGGUACAACUGCUGAAAUCACGCCUAGUAGGGAAGGCAUGGCUCCAGUGGAAUUCAAGAUCGAUAGACCAUAUGGCCAGACCACCGUCACUGAAGUACAACGAGAACAAAUACAGCCAACAGUCGGUACAACUGCUGAAAUAACGCCUAGUAGGGAAGGCAUGGCUCCAGUGGAUUUCAAGAUCGACAGACCAUAUGGCCAGACCACCGUCACUGAAGUACAACGAGAACAAAUACAGCCAACAGUCGGUACAACUGCUGAAAUCCCGCCUAGUAGGGAAGGCAUGGCUCCAGUGGAAUUCAAGAUCGACAGACCAUAUGGCCAGACCACCGUCACUGAAGUACAACGAGAACAAAUACAGCCAACAGUCGGUACAACUGCUGAAAUCACGCCUAGUAGGGAAGGCAUGGCUCCAGUGGAAUUCAAGAUCGAUAGACCAUAUGGCCAGACCACCGUCACUGAAGUACAACGAGAACAAAUACAGCCAACAGUCGGUACAACUGCUGAAAUCACGCCCAGUAGGGAAGGCAUGGCUCCAGUGGAAUUCAAGAUCGACAGACCAUAUGGCCAGACCACCGUCACUGAAGUACAACGAGAACAAAUACAGCCAACAGUCGGUACAACUGCUGAAAUCACGCCCAGUAGGGAAUGCAUGGCUCCAGUGGAAUUCAAAGUGGACGGACCAGUGACAGAGACACCUCAAACCUUCGCUUUACGGAGACUGGAAGAACUGACGAGGAUGUUGAUCGAGAGCGAGGAAAGUUAUGCAGCAGAUCUUCAGUCUAUUGUAGAGAGUUACAUGAAUGAGAUGGAAAAUGCCCCACGUGAUAUAGCUGAAAACAAGGAGACCAUCUUUAUCAACAUUGAGGAUCUGUACUUCUUCCAUAAAGUGGUCAUGCUUGAAGAGUUACAGCAGCUGAAAGACACUCCAUCGCUUAUUGGCAAACCUUUUGUAUCGAGGGAGCCGACUCUUUACAAGUACGUAGAUUUCUGCGAUGCCAAGGAGGACUCCGAGCUGGUCCUUGCCUCGAGCUCUUCACAGUUCUUUGAGUUCUGUCAGAAACGUCACAAUGCCCGUCCUCUGACCACCCUGAUGCAGAGACCUUUAGAGAGACUUUUCGAAUACAAGCAGUUUAUGACGGAGAUGUUGACGGCUGCACAGGAGGCAGACGUUGACACAACCCACAUCCAGGAAGCUAGGGAUGUGCUCGAGCGACUUUGUGACGAAAUCCAUCGACAGACUGAGAUGCAGAUCACUGUCGGAGGAGGGCCAGGUGGAAUAGAGAUGUGUGUGGCCAUCCAAGACUUCGAGGACGAGUUCGGGGACUUCUCUCUCAAGAAGAAGGAGAGUGUGAUUGUUCUGGACAAAAUAUCCCGUCCUGGAAUGUACAAGGUAGUGCGGCUGCGCUCAGAUGGGUCCCGCGGUGAUGAGAUGUGGGUACCGCCCAACGUGCUGCAGAAGAAGAGAUCAACUGCUGAGAUCAUGAUGGGAGGUUAUAAGACUGAAGUUAGAGAAGCACCACAGGAACCAAUGGUCUACGAAGCUUCAAUUAACAUCCAAGAAACACUACCAACAGACAAACACCACCCAGAUAUACAACCACCAUUCUUUCAAAAACCUUUGAAAGACAAAGAGGUAAAGGAGGGCAAACCUUUCAAGCUCGAUGUUAAGAUCACGGCCUUGCCUGAGGCUAAUGUGAAAUGGCUGAAGGACGGAGAACCCCUCAAACCCGGUGACCAUUUUAAAACAGAGAGACACGGGGACACAUAUUUCCUCAUUAUACCCGAGGCCGAUGUCGAGGACGAGGGAAGAUACAGAUGCGAAGCUGUCAACAAUGCCGGACGAGCUUCUACUGAAGCCGACAUUCUUGUCGAAUCUGCUGAUGAAGGAAGUGAACCUGAAGAUGAGCCCCAACAAAUGGAACAGAGCACGAAAACGAUUGCCAUUGGUCAGGAGCCCCCAGCUGUAACACUGACCCUUGACGGAAAAGCAGGAUUCGACUUCCAAGCCGUAGAGCUAAAGAUACCUCACCCUGAUGAGAUAGCCGAGGAAGAUCUCCGUAUCGACGUAGAACAGACAGCGGCACUACCAAAGCCUAUCCCACCGGAGUUCAAGUCCGCACUGCGCGAUAUAGAAGUCAACGAAGGCAAUACCGUGACAUUGCGUAUUCAUGUCACUGGGUCUCCUAAACCAGAAGUUGAUUGGUUCAAGGAUGGAAAGCCGGUUUCUGGCUUGCCCCAUAGAAGGUUUGAGGUCGGAUGUGUUGGGGAAGUAUACACACUAGUGAUCAAGGAGGCAAGAGGAAGUGAUACAGGAAAAUAUUUGUGCAAGGCUUACAACAGUGCCGGAGAAGUCACAAGUUCUUGCAACGUUGAUGUUCUUCAUGUUGCCCCUAAGGAACCUCCGAAGUUUGAGCGCAAUCUAAAAGAUAUUACUAUCGCCGAAGGAUGCAGCACAAGAUUCGAUGUGCAGGUGACUGGCUCUCCUGAACCAAAAGUAUUUUGGUACCACAAUGGGAAACUUGUGCAGCCUCGUGACCAUGUCGAUAUCGUUCAUGAUGACGAGCACUCUUCGCUUAUAUUAAUGCAUUGUCCACUGGAUCUGUCGGGUAAAUAUACUUGUGUGGCGGAGAAUGAAGUCGGUCAGGUGCAGUCUGCGGCACGUUUGCACAUAACCGAACUUGCCAUACAACCAAAGUUUGCCGAGCGAUUGACAAAUGUCUCAAUUUCAUCUGGUGACACAAUCGUGCUAGAGUGCCGAGUGACUGGUAAACCGCGCCCUCAGGUGGCCUGGUUCAAGGACGAUAAAGAGAUCAGGCAGGAUUCCAGGUUUUCAUUUGAAACUCGUCCUGGGGACGUGUGUGUUCUGACGAUCCGGGGGGUCACUCCAGACGACGAGGGAUCGUAUAAAUGCAUUGCAACUAAUCCCGCAGGGCAAGACGACACUGUGGCGGAGCUGACAGUAGCGAAGAGAGGAAAUCCUCCUUUCUUUGUUAAAGAACUUGUUGACAUAGAUGUCACUGAAGGAGGCCAUGAAAGGUUUGAGGUAGUUGUUGAUGGAUACCCUAAACCUGAGAUUGACUGGUACAAAAACGAAAUCCUGAUUCGGCCAGGACCCAAGUUUGAUAUCAAGGAACACGGUGACCAUCAUACUCUCAUUGUAAAAGAUUGUCGACCUGAAGAAACGGGUAAACUGACUUGUAAGGCCAGAAAUAGUGCAGGUCAGGCAAUCUGCUCUUGCUUUGUGCAGAUCAACGAGAAAACUAUACCUCCCAAGAUAACACAGAGACUGCACGACCUUUCAAUCGAUGCAGGCAAGACAGUUAACCUUACGGUGAAGUUCUUCGGCACCCCUGAGCCUCUUGUCAAGUGGUUUAUGGACGAUGAGGAGAUCACAAAUGAAGAUGGCGUCGAUAUUGAAACGAGCCAUUGCACGUCAUCCCUUGUACUGGUGGGAGUUGAUACCCCAGAUACUGGAGACUACCGAUGUUUAGUUUUCAACCCUGCGGGCGAGGACAGUACUAAUUCUAAAAUUACCGUCAAAGGGGUUAAAAUUGAACCAGCAAUACAAGAGCCAGUGGAAGCUGUCUUGUCUCUUCCUCGGGGAGAAGCACCAAGUUUUACAAAAAAGAUAACAGAUAAACAAGUAGUAGAAAAUGAUGCAGUUAGACUAGAGGUGGAAGUUACAGGUGAGCCUAAGCCUGUUGUUUUAUGGUUUUGCGAGGGCAAGCCUAUUGAAGAAAACCGACGGGUAUACACCAUGCGCGAUGGUAGUACCUCAGUGCUUGUCAUUGAGAACGCUGAAUUGGACGAUGAAGCUAUGUAUACUUGUAAAGCUAUUAAUGACUUGGGUGAAGUAGAAUGUUCAAGCGAGAUGCUGGUCGAGGAAGCAUCUGUUAAACCGGAUUUCCUGAAAGAGCUGAGUACAAUUGAGAUUACUACCGAUAGCAAAGCUAUCUUUGAAGUGGAAAUUACAGGAAAGCCAGAACCAAAAGUAGAGUGGUUAAAGAACGAUGUUCUCAUUGAGUCCGGAGACCGUUUUGAGCCUCGAUCUGAUGGAACUGUUUAUACCCUUACCUUGCGUGGAAGUCGCCUUGAUGAUGAGGGCGAGAUCAAAUGCACUGCUACAAAUUCUGCGGGGACAGUCACCUCCAUGGCCAGUCUUAUUGUGCGAGAUAAACCAAGCGAGCAAACAGAGCUAUAUAUCAAGCCUGUAGGGCAGGAGCCCGUUGAAAUGCAGUUCCAAGUCCCAUUUGAAACAGAGCCGACUGAUGAAGCAGGCCCUAAAUUCCUUCAACGUCUAGAGCUGAAGGAAGUCGUUGAAGGAUCGCGUACAGAUCUAGAAGUAGAAGUGAGUGGAAAGCCAAAGCCUGUUGUGGAAUGGUUAAAAGACGGGGAGCUGGUAAAGCCAAGCUCACUGAUGACCUUGGAAACAGAAGGUCAAGUUCACACGUUAACAAUUAUGAAUACUACUCUAGAUGACGAGGGUGAGUACACGUGUAUCGCUAAAAACAAGGUUGGGGAAGUUUCCUGCACAGCUGAGCUUUUGGUAGAAGAAGGAAUGCGGCCACCACAAUUCAUCGUGAAGCCUAGCAGUUUACAGAUAAUGGAAGGUAAAAUGGCGAAGUUUGAGGCGCGUGUGUCUGGACUCCCUGGGCCUGAGGUUGAAUGGCUGAGAGAUGGAAGACCUAUUAAGCCGGGCAGGCGCUUCCAAAUAGAAUUUGAGAAAGAUCGAUCGGUCUUAACCAUCAUUGAUGCAAAGCUUAAUGACGAGGGAGAGUAUACUUGCGUUGCAACCAGCAAAGCAGGAAAAGACUCUUGCAGCGUAGAGCUACUUGUAGAUGAAGCUGUUGUCCCCCCUGAGUUUGUGCGUAAGAUCAGCAAUAUAGAAUUGACCGAGGGAGAGAUAGCGAGGUUCGAUGUCCGCAUAACGGGUACGCCUGCACCAGAGGUAACGUGGUACAAAGACGAAGUACCAAUCGAGGAUGGUGGUCGCUUUGAAAUCUAUUCGGACGAUGACAAGCACUCGCUUGUAAUUCGAGAUUGUGCGCUAAGUGAUACCGGAUCUUAUAGCUGUAAGGCUACGAACGAGGCCGGUCAGGCAUCCUGUUAUGGUGAACUUACUAUCACAUUUAUCCCUGUACCGCCACACUUCACGGAGGAGGCUCCUAAGAUACCAACUGACUUUGAAGAAGGUGGGGACAUAACUUUUGAAGCAACAGUCUCCGGACGGCCACGCCCUGAUGUUGAGUGGCACAAGGAUGAAGCACCAAUUUCAGAGAGCAGCCACUACCAUCUGCACAGGAGUAAUGACACCUACAGCUUAACCAUCCGUGGUGUAGGGCCAGAUGACUCUGGUGCUUACACAUGUACUGCAACCAACGAAUGCGGUAUGGCGAAGCGGACAUACAACAUAGACAUCGAAGCUAGCGAACCGAAAGGAAGCACUCCUCAGUUUAUUGAUUUGAUGCAGCCAGUUGAGGUUACGGAAGGUCAGACUGCAACUUUCGAAUGUACGGUAAAAGGAUAUCCACGUCCAAGCAUUGAAUGGUUUAAAAAUGGCUUACCCUUAAAAGAAAAUGAACGAAUUGCUUCCACAUAUGAAGGAGCUCUUAGUUCACUUACGAUCAAUCAAUGUACUAUUGACGACGAAGGAAACUACAAAUGUGUGGCACGCAAUAGUUUUGGGAAGGCGUCUUGUGCCACAGAGCUGCUUGUUGACGAAGCAGAUUCACCAGAAGAUCAAGUAUCGGGGAAAAUUAUGAAUUUUGACCGAGAGUUGAAACGCGAUUUUGAAGCUGAAGACCUGUUCAAUCCUAAAGUUCAAGUGGAAGUACAAAUGCCCCCUGAGGAGAAACGAGAGGUAACAUUAGAAUCCACAGCACAGCCAAAGCCCAAAGAGAAAGUGUCCCAGGAAACUAUGACACUUGGCGAGGAAAUCAAACUUGACUUCGAUGCCGGAGACUUGUCAAAUCCUAUAGUUCAAGUGGAAGUACAGAAACCUCCUGAGGAGAAACGAGAGGUGACAUUAGAAGUCACAGCUCAGCCAAAGCCCAAAGAGAAAGUAUCCCAGGAAACUAUGACACUUGGCGAGGAAAUCAAACUUGACUUUGAUGCUGGAGACUUAUCAAAUCCUAAAGCUCAAAUAAAAGUACAGAAGCCUUCUGAGGAGAAACGAGAGAUAACAUUAGAAUCCACAGUACAGCCAAAGCCCAAAGAGAAAGUAUCCCAUAAAACUAUGACACUUGGCGAGGAAACCAAACUUGACUUCGAUGCUGGAGACUUGUCAAAUCCUAAAGUUCAAGUGGAAGUGCUGAAGCCUCCUGAGGGGCAACGAGAGAUAACAUUAGAGUCGACAGAGCAAACAAAACCAGAGGGUAAACAAAAAUGGAAUCCACACCCUCCCGCGGAAGGUCCCCAAAGAAAUCCGUAUCGUCAAGAAUCCGAAGACAAACCUAAAUGGAACCCACACCCACCCGUGGAAGCUUCUAAAAGCAAUCCGAAUCCUCAAGAAACCGAAUUUAAAAGGAACCCACAUCCUCCACAGAAAGUCCUACAAAACCCCAAAGGCAACCCGUAUCCUCACGAGGCAGAGAUAAAGCCUAAAUGGAACCCCCAUCCCCCGGAAGAAAUGCCGGACAAGGCAAAACGAGAUUCGAGCUCUAUUCCAAUUGAAGUUGUAAGAGACAGCGACGAGGUCUCAUUUACAAUGAACACCCGCGGAACAGGAGUACAAAUAAUUGAUUCUGGUACAAUGAGAUUUGACACUGACUCUGUGUUAGAUGAUGACGAUGAAAGACCACAUUUUAUUGAUAAACAUUUCGAGACUGCCCCUGCAGAAGUUACUGAAGAAGGUGAUGUACGGCUAGAGGUUCGGGUAGGAGGACACCCCAAACCCUCGGUUCAAUGGUUGAAAGAUGAUGAGGUCAUUAUCAGUAGCCCGCAUUUCAUGGUCUCUUCACAUGCUGACGUGCACACAUUGGUUAUCAAUAGCCCGAACCAAGAUGAUAUCGGACAGUAUAAGGUCAUUGCAUCGAAUCACAGAGGAAUGGCUUCCAGAACAUUUGAUGUGAACGUUGAGGGUGCAAAUGAUGAAAUGAGGGCGUCAUUUGUUGAUAUGGAGGACAGGGGGCCUUUGUCUAUCACAGAGGAUGGCGAUCUGGUUCUUGAAGUUAAAAUAAAAGGCGAACCAUUGCCAGACGUUCGAUGGUACAAGGAUGAUGUUCCUUUGGAUGAAACCCGCCGCAUAAAGAUCGAUGCAGAAGGUGAUAUCCAAAUCGUUACCAUUAAAGAUGCUAACAAGGAGGACUCGGGUGUUUACAAAUGUGAGAUCACCAAUGACUUUGGCACAGCGAUUCGUCGGUUCUCUAUUGAUGUAGAGUCAGUUAUGCCAAAACUUCAAGGAUUUGUCAAGAGAGAUGAGGAUUUCCCUCAGUUUGUGAACGUGGAAGGAGUUUCACCAUUUGAGGUGACAUCCGAAGGGGAUAUAAAGCUUCAAACACGUGUUACCGGUUUCCCAGAGCCAGACGUGUCAUGGUUCAAAGAUGGAAUUCCAGUUGUCCCCAAUGAACACAUUGUUUAUCACAUCAGGGACGAUGUACACAUACUGAUCAUCAAGUCACCCACGCCUCUUUACGCAGGUACCUACAAGUGUGUCGCCACCAACCGGCGUGGGACGAACAGCAGGGACUUUGAAGUGACCAUUGAGACUGGAGAGGCCGCUGAACACAUCACAUUCCAGCAAGAUGAGGAAACUGUCAGGGCACAGUUUAUCGAGAAAGGGCCAUAUGCACCUGUUCCUUUCGAAAUUACAGAAGAGGGCGAUGUAAAACUCCAAGUAAGGAUAUGCGGAAUUCCCUUUCCUGAAAUCGAUUGGUUUAAAGAUGGUCGCCAUCUCUCGCCAGACGAUCACAUAAAGAUAACAAGCGAUGACGAUCUAUACACUUGCCUGAUCAGACAGCCUACCAUAAAAGAUACCGGCAAGUACAAAUGUAUAAUCAAGAACAUUGCUGGCAAAGCCACAAGAACAUUUGAUGUUGAUAUUGAAGCCGUCAAACCGAGCCGCCAUGUGAGGGGACAAUUAAGUGAACAUCUUAUUUUGCCAAAGUUUAUCGAUGUCACUGAGGUCUCACCUUAUCGAGUGAGCUACGAUGGAGACUUCACCCUUACUGUAAAGCUGUCAGGUUCUGGAGAUGUUCAGUGGAUGAAAGAUGGAGAGGUAAUUGAAGAUAGCAAGCGAUAUGUAAUUCGUCAGGAUGAUGAUCUGCACAUGCUUACCAUCUUAGGAGCCACAGAGGAUGACCUUGGAACCUAUAAAUGCGUCGUGACAAACAAGGCAGGUUUUGACACUAGAUCCUUUGAUAUAGGACUGGAGGAUUUGAGACCCCAUACCUUUGCAUACGAGCCGUCAGAACUUGUGGCACCUUAUUACCUCGAAGACGGCGUAACUGCAUUUCAAAUGACCGAUGCUGGAGAUGUAAAAUUAACUGUCAGGGUUCGAGGGAAGCCUAAACCAACAGUCAAAUGGACAAAAAAUGACGAGCCUGUGGUUCCAAGCUCCCACUUCAGCGUGUUAAUGGAAGAUGAUGUUUUUUCACUGCUCAUAAGAAAACCAAGCAAAACAGACAAAGGCGUUUACAAGGUGAUAGCCACAAACGAAGGAGGAAUUAACACGAAACGAUUCAAUGUUGACAUUGAGUGGGAUGAAACGACGACUACACGAGUGGUAGAUGACCGAGAAGCACCUCGAUUUUUAGACGAUGGUAUAUCUUCGUAUGAAUUUACGUCAGGAGGAGACGUCAAAUUGACAGUCAAAGUAACAGGAAGACCUUAUCCAACAGUGACUUGGAGCCGAGAUGAUAAAGAUAUCAAGCCAGACGAUACGUUUCACAUGUUUAGUGAUGACGAGGUCCAUUACCUGCUGAUAAAGAAUCCUGCAGAGAACCAAGGCAGCUACAAAUGUACUAUUGCCAAUGAAGCUGGUGUAAGAGCCAAACACUUUGAUCUUGAUGUCGACUGGCAAGGACCUGCGCCCGGUCACCCAUACGUAUUCUCAUCAAAAAAAGAUGACUGGCACAUUUUCUGUGACGAUAAUGAAGAUACGGCUCCUUUUAAAUUCACGUCAGAGGGUGAUGUUACAAUGACAGUGAAAACCAAAGGCAGGCCAACUAUCACUUGGAUGAAGGACGAAAAGAUUAUCACUCAAGACAACAAGUUUUUGUUUACUGAGGAUGAUGGUAUUUAUUCGCUAACAGUUGUAAAACCAACAGAAGAGGACAGGGGCUUGUACACGUGUAUUGCCGAGACCACGGAUGGUAGAAGUGAGAGAAGGUUCGAUCUAAGAGUAGAGGAUGAUGAUACUUCCACCACAAUCCUCAUGGAUCUGGUAAGGCCAACAUUCGUUAAAGACGACGACAUGGUCCCUUUUCAGCUGACAGAAGAAGGUGACGUGAAACUUAUGGUUAGAGUGGCUGGUAAACCAAAGCCAACCGUCACUUGGACAAAAGACAGCAAACCUAUCACCGAGACUGACCAUAUCCAAGUGUCAGUUUAUGAUGACACAUACACCUUAAUUAUCAAGUCACCAACUGACAAAGAUGAAGGAAUCUACAAAUGCACGGCAAGUAACAGUGUUGGGACCAGUUCUCAAAUGUUUGACGUGGAUAUUAAAGGCACAGAUUGGAUGUUGAAGAGCAAAGAUGACGACUUUCCUUCUUUUGUUGAUGAAGAUGAUGUUGAAGCUUUUGAAAUGACGGACGAGGGAAGCAUUCGGAUGACAGUCAUUGUUCGAGGAAAGCCCAAACCUGAGGUAAAGUGGUCAAAAGACGAUAAGCCGCUUACUCCAAAUAGCAACAUUGUGAUGGAAGAGAUGGAUGAUACUUAUACUCUGGUAAUCAAAUCACCAUCAUCAGACGAUAGAGGGACGUACAAAUGUACAGCAGUGAACCGUGCUGGCACAAAUAUCCGAUCUUUUGUCGUCAAUGUGAACACCGAAGAUAGUACACAGAGAGAUCAAAGGCAAAUGGUUAUCAGAAAAGACGAGGGUUCUAUAACGUUCGAAGAUGUACCAGGCAACAUAAUUCGACCGAAAUUCACUGAAGAUGGCUCUUUCGUCCCAUUUCAAAGUACGAAUGAAGGUGACAUCAAGCUUACUGUAAAAGUGAAAGGGGAACCGGAGCCUGUAGUGACAUGGACUAAAGAUGACAAGACUGUUCAUACGUUUCCUAAUAUUGUUAUAGACCGUCAAGAUGACACACACACACUUACCAUAAGAGAACCGUCACCUAAUGACACGGGGUCUUAUAAAUGCACCAUAAGCAGUGAUUAUGGUAGGUCAACAAGGACAUUCAACGUCGAAAUUGACAGUGACAUGCCAGAACCAGCACAACCAGAUUACCCUAAAGUUGAGCCUUUCCAUGAAAAGCCACUUUCAGAAGAAACGAUGUCUGUUACAAAGAUUUUACAAGAUGAAAAGGCUUUAGAACCAGCGAGGCCAGAAAAGAAUAUCAUUGAAGACGUUCUAUCCAAACCCAAACAGGAACCCAUAUUUAUAGAGACUGAUGAAGUAAAACCAUUCGAGGUUACAGAGGAAGGUGAUAUCAAAAUGACUGUUAAAGUGACAGGCAAACCGAAACCGUCAGUUGAAUGGCUUCAAGAUGAUAGACCUGUGUUGUCGGAUAGCCAUAUCAAAAUGACUGAAGAAGAUGACAUCUACUCAUUGACUAUCAGAGAACCAACAAAAAGCGACGAGGGCAUGUACACGGUUAAGAUAACUAAUGAUGUUGGUUCAGGAACGCGGACAUUUGAUGUGAAAGUUGAAGAUACAACGACUAGUUUAUUUGAGGGCACUGUGAGACCCAAGUUCAUUGAAGAUGACUCGUUUGUUCCAUUUGAAAGUACGGAAGAAGGGAAUGUGCGACUUUCCGUGAAAAUAACUGGGAAACCAGUGCCUGAGGUCUCUUGGACAAAAGACGAAAAGCCGGUUCAUAAGAUCCAAAAUAUAAGACUUGACCACCAAGAAGACAUUUACACUCUUACAAUUCGAGAAGCAACACCAAAUGACUCUGGAUCCUACAAAUGUACUUUAACCAAUGACGCGGGCAAGUCUACUAGAACGUUUAGUGUCGAAAUAGAAGGUGAAACAAAACCAGUAAAGGGAAAACCUACAGAACGUGAGGGUAAGCCUCUUGAAGAAGAAGAGUUGCCAGUAUCGGCUGAGACGGAAGUUGAGGUUAAGCCUUUAGUGGAAACCAUCACUCGUAAAGAAAUAAAGGUUGAGGAAGUAAAACCAAAGAAGGGAAAACCCACGGAACGUGAAGCGAAGCCUUUUGAAGAAAAGCCCUUGAUAGAGGAAGAACUGCCAAUAUCGGCUGAAAAGGUUGUUGAGGAAAAGCCUUUAGAGAAACCGAUCGCUCGCAAAGAAAAGAAGGUUGAGAAAGUAAAACCAAAGAAGGAAAAACCUACGGAACGUGAAGCAAAGCCUCUUGAAGAAAAGCAUUUGGUUGAAGAAAAAGAGUUGCCAGUAUCGGCUGAAAAGGUUGUUGAGGAAAAGCCUUUAGAGAAACCGAUCACUCGUAAGGAAGAGAAGGUGGAGGAAGUUAAACCAAAGAAGGAGAAACCUACGGAACGUGAAGCAAAGCCUCUUGAAGAAAAGCCUUUGCUUAAAGAAAAAGAGUUGCCUGUAUCGGCUGAAAAGGCUAUUGAGGAAAAGCCUUUAGAGAAACCGAUCACUCGUGAAGAAAAGAAGGUGGAGGAAUUAAAACCAAAGAAGGAAAAACCUACGGAGCGCGAAGCUAAGCCUCUUAAAGAAAAGCCUUUGGUUGAAGAAAAAGAGUUGCCAGUAUCGGCUGUACAGACUGUAGAGGAAAAGCCUUUAGAGAAACCGAUCGCUUGCAAAGAAAAGAAGGUGGAGGAAGUAAAACCAAAGAAGGAGAAACCUACGGAGCGUGAAGCUAAGCCUCUUGAAGAAAAGCCUUUUAUAGAGGAAGAGCUGCGAGUAUCGGCUGAAAAGGCUGUUGAGGAAAAGCCUUUAGAGAAACCGACCGCUCGCAAAGAAAAGAAGGUGGAGGAAGUUAAACCAAAGAAGGAAAAACCUACGGAACGUGAGGCUAAGCAUCUCGAAGAAAAGCCUUUGGUUGAAGAAAAAGAGUUGCCAGUAUCGGCCGAGAAGGUUGUUGACGAAAAGCCUUUAGAGAAACCGAUCGCUCGUAAGGAAAAGAAGGUGGAGGAAGUAAAACCAAAGAAGGAAAAACCUACGGAACGUGAAGCAAAGCCUCUUGAGGAUAAGCCUUUGGUCGAAAAAGAUGAGUUACCAGUAUCGGCCGAGAAGGUUGUUGAAGAAAAGCCUUUAGAGAAACCGAUCACUCGUAAGGAAAAAAAGGUGGAGGAAGUUAAACCAAAGAAGGAAAAACCUACAAAGCGCGAAGCUAAGCCUCUUAAAGAAAAGCUUUUGGUUGAAGAAAAAGAGUUGCCAGUAUCGGCUGAAAAGGCUGUUGAGGAAAAAGAGUUGCCGGUAUCGGCUGAGAAGGCUGUUGAGGAAAAGCUUUUAGAGAAACCGAUCACUCGUAGGGAAAAGGAGGUGGAGGAAGUUAAACCAAAGAAGGAAAAACCUACGGAACGUGAAGCAAAGCCUCUUGAGGAAAAGCCUUUGGUUGAAGAAAAAGAGUUGCCAGUAUCGGCUGGACAGGCUGUUGAGGAAAAGCCUUUAGAGAAACCAAUCACUCGUAAAGAAAAGAAGAUGGAGGAAGUAAAACCAAAGAAGGAAAAACCUACGGAGCGCGAGGCUAAGCCUCUCGAAGAAAAGCCUUUGAUAGAGGAAGAGCUGCGAGUAUCGGCUGAAAAGGCUGUUGAGGAAAAGCCUUUAGAGAAACCGAUCACUCGUAAAGAAAAGAAGGUGGAGGAAGUUAAACCGAAGAAGGAGAAACCUACGGUGCGUGAAGCUAAGCCUCGUGAAGUAAAGCCUUUGGUUGAAGAAAAAGAGUUGCCAGUAUCGGCCGAAAAGGCUGUAGAGGAAGAGCCUUUAGAGAAACCGAUCACUGGUAAAGAAAAGAAGGUGGAGGAAGUAAAACCGAAGAAGGAGAAACCUACGGAACGUCGAGCUAAGCCUCUUGAAGAAAAGCCUUUGGUUGAAGAAAAAGAGUUGCCAGUAUCGGCCGAAAAGGCUGUUGAAGAAAAAGAGUUGCCAGUAUCGGCUAAAAAGGCUGUUGAGGAAAAGCCUUUAGAGAAACCGAUCACUCGUGAAGAAAAGAAGGUGGAGGAAUUAAAACCGAAGAAGGAGAAAGCUACGGAGCGUGAAGCUAAGCCUCGUGAAGUAAAACCUUUCGUUGAAGAAAAAGAGUUGCCAGUAUCGGCUGGACAGGCUGUAGAGGAAAAGCCUUUAGAGAAACCGAUCGCUCGCAAAGAAAAGAAGGUGGAGGAAGUAAAACCAAAGAAGGAAAAACCUACGGAACUUGAGACUAAGCCUCUCGAAGAAAAGCCUUUGAUAGAGGAAGAGCUGCGAGUAUCGGCUGAAAAGGCUGUUGAGGAAAAGCCUUUAAAGAAACCGAUCGCUCGCAAAGAAAAGGAGGUGGAAGAAGUUAAACCAAAGAAGGAAAAACCUACGGAGCGUGAAGCUAAGCCUCUUAAAGAAAAGCAUUUGGUUGAAGAAAAAGAGUUGCCAGUAUCGUCUGAAAAGGCUGUUGAGGAAAAGCCUUUAGAGAAACCGAUCACUCGUAAAGAAAAGAAGAUGGAGGAAGUUAAGCCAAAGAAGGAAAAACCUACGGAGCGUGAAGCUAAGCCUCUUGAAGAAAAGCCUUUGGUUGAAGAAAAAGAGUUGCCAGUAUCGGCUGAAAAGGCUGUUGAGGAAAAGCCUUUAGAGAAACCGAUCACUCGUAAAGAAAAGAAGGUAGAGGAAGUAAAACCGAAGAAGGAGAAACCUACGGAGCGUGAAGCUAAGCCUCGUGAAGUAAAACCUUUCGUUGAAGAAAAAGAGUUGCCAGUAUCGGCUGGACAGGCUGUAGAGGAAAAGCCUUUAGAGAAACCGAUCGCUCGUAAAGAAAAGAAGGUGGAGGAAGUUAAACCGAAGAAGGAAAAACCUACGGAACUUGAGACUAAGCCUCUCGAAGAAAAGCCUUUGAUAGAGGAAGAGCUGCGAGUAUCGGCUGAAAAGGCUGUUGAGGAAAAGCCUUUAGAGAAACCGACCGCUCGCAAAGAAAAGAAGGUUGAGGAAGUUAAACCGAAGAAGGAAAAACCUACGGAACUUGAGACUAAGCCUCUCGAAGAAAAGCCUUUGGUUCAAGAAGAUGAGUUACAAGUAUCUGCUAAAAAGGCUGUAGAGGAAAAGCCUUUAGAGAAACCGAUCGCUCGCAAAGAAAAGAAGGUGGAGGAAGUUAAGCCAAAGAAGGAAAAACCUACGGAGCGCGAAGCUAAGCCUCUUAAAGAAAAGCCUUUGAUAGAGGAAGAGCUGCGAGUAUCGGCUAAAAAGGCUGUUGAGGAAAAGCCUUUAAAGAAACUGAUCGCUCGCAAAGAAAAGGAGGUGGAAGAAGUUAAACCAAAGAAGGCAAAACCUACGGAGCGUGAAGCUAAGCCUCGUGAAGAAAAGCCUUUGGUUGAAGAAAAAGAGUUGCCAGUAUCGGCUGAAAAGGCUGUUGACGAAAAGCCUUUAGAGAAACCGAUCACUCGUAAAGAAAAGAAGAUGGAGGAAGUUAAGCCAAAGAAGGAAAAACCUACGGAGCGUGAAGCUAAGCCUCUUGAAGAAAAGCCUUUGGUUGAAGAAAAAGAGUUGCCAGUAUCGGCUGAAAAGGCUGUAGAGGAAGAGCCUUUAGAGAAACCGAUCACUCGUAAAGAAAAGAAGGUGGAGGAAGUAAAACCGAAGAAGGAGAAACCUACGGAACGUGGAGCUAAGCCUCUUGCAGAAAAGCCUUUCGUUGAAGGAGAAGAGUUGACAGUUUUGGCAGAAGAGUCUAUUAAGAAAAUGACUUUUGAGAAAUUGACUACUCGUGAAGAAAAAGUGGUAGAGGAAAUGAAACCAAAAGAAGAAAAGAAUCCUGAGAAAGUUCAAGGAAAAGAAAAGGGGCCUGUUCCAGAAGAGCAGGUUAUGCCUACUAAAGUUAAACCUGUAGAGACCAAAGUUGACAAACCAAGGCAAAUUGAAGAGGUGGAUGCAAUGCUAAAGGAGGAACCUACAUUCCUUGAGUCUGAUGAAAUCAAACCUUUCGAGGUAACCGAGGAAGGCGACAUCAAAAUGACUGUUCAGGUGACAGGCAAGCCACAGCCGUCAGUAGAAUGGCUGAAAAAUGAUGCCCCAGUUUCGCCGGAUGAGCAUAUUACAAUCACUGAGGAAGAUGACACAUAUUCACUGGUUAUCAAAGAACCAACGAAAAACGACGAAGGAACUUACACAGUCGAGGUGUCUAAUGAAGUAGGGUUAGGAAGACGGACGUUUGAUGUGUCUGUGGACGAGACAAGGAAGACAAUCCACAAGGACAGUGUUAAACCCAAAUUUAUUGAAGAUGGUUCUUUUGUUCCAUUCCAAAGUACAGAUGAAGGCGAUGUGCGGCUCACUGUGAAAGUUACAGGAAAACCAGAACCUGAAGUGACGUGGACGAAAGAUGGCAAGCCAGUGGAUAAGCUCCCAAAUGUAGAGCUAGAUCAUCAAGAAGACAGAUACAUUCUGACCAUUCGGGAAGCUUCACCCGAUGACUCCGGCUCCUAUAGAUGCACUUUGACUAGUGAUGUUGGCAAGUCUACUAGAACUUUUAGUGUUGAUAUUGAAAGCGAAGGACCUGCACCAAAAGAGUCUGAAAAGAGAAAGCCACGGAAGGGUGAGGAACGGCCGAAGUUUGUGUCAGAUAGCACCGUUGAAGAAUUUAAGAUCACUGAUGAGGGGGAACUAAGGCUGACCGUUAAAGUUACUGGAAAACCUUUUCCAGAAGUUGAGUGGACAAAAGAUGACAAAGACUUGAAAGAAGAUGAUCGAGUUAUCAUUUCAGAGCAGGAUGAUGGAAUUGUCGUACUGAGAAUAAAAGAUGUUGGUGCCCACGACUCGGGAGUGUACAAAUGCCAAGUUUCCAGUGAUGUCGGAACCAGCACAAAGUCGUUUGAUGUGACCAUCGAGGGCGAGCGCAGAAAGGCGAAGAAGUUAAUUGAGGUCGAUGAGACAGAACACCUUGAGAAAAGAAUUAAGCAUGUAAAAGAACCUGUUCCAGAAGAGCAGGUUAUGCCUGCUAAAGUUAAACCUGUAGAGACCAAAGUUGACAAACCAAGGCAAAUUGAAGAGGUGGAUGCAAUGCUAAAGGAGGAACCUACAUUCCUUGAGUCUGAUGAAAUCAAACCUUUCGAGGUAACCGAGGAAGGCGACAUCAAAAUGACUGUUCAGGUGACAGGCAAGCCACAGCCGUCAGUAGAAUGGCUGAAAAAUGAUGCCCCAGUUUCGCCGGAUGAGCAUAUUACAAUCACUGAGGAAGAUGACACAUAUUCACUGGUUAUCAAAGAACCAACGAAAAACGACGAAGGAACUUACACAGUCGAGGUGUCUAAUGAAGUAGGGUUAGGAAGACGGACGUUUGAUGUGUCUGUGGACGAGACAAGGAAGACAAUCCACAAGGACGGUGUUAAACCCAAAUUUAUUGAAGAUGGUUCUUUUGUUCCAUUCCAAAGUACAGAUGAAGGCGAUGUGCGGCUCACUGUGAAAGUUACAGGAAAACCAGAACCUGAAGUGACGUGGACGAAAGAUGGCAAGCCAGUGGAUAAGCUCCCAAAUGUAGAGCUAGAUCAUCAAGAAGACAGAUACAUUCUGACCAUUCGGGAAGCUUCACCCGAUGACUCCGGCUCCUAUAGAUGCACUUUGACUAGUGAUGUUGGCAAGUCUACUAGAACUUUUAGUGUUGAUAUUGAAAGCGAAGGACCUGCACCAAAAGAGUCUGAAAAGAGAAAGCCACGGAAGGGUGAGGAACGGCCGAAGUUUGUGUCAGAUAGCACCGUUGAAGAAUUUAAGAUCACUGAUGAGGGGGAACUAAGGCUGACCGUUAAAGUUACUGGAAAACCUUUUCCAGAAGUUGAGUGGACAAAAGAUGACAAAGACUUGAAAGAAGAUGAUCGAGUUAUCAUUUCAGAGCAGGAUGAUGGAAUUGUCGUACUGAGAAUAAAAGAUGUUGGUGCCCACGACUCGGGAGUGUACAAAUGCCAAGUUUCCAGUGAUGUCGGAACCAGCACAAAGUCGUUUGAUGUGACCAUCGAGGGCGAGCGCAGAAAGGCGAAGAAGUUAAUUGAGGUCGAUGAGACAGAACACCUUGAGAAAAGAAUUAAGCAUGUAAAAGAACCUGUUCCAGAAGAGCAGGUUAUGCCUGCUAAAGUUAAACCUGUAGAGACCAAAGUUGACAAACCAAGGCAAAUUGAAGAGGUGGAUGCAAUGCUAAAAGAGGAACUUACAUUCCUUGAGUCUGAUGAAAUCAAACCUUUCGAGGUAACCGAGGAAGGUGACAUCAAAUUGACUGUUCAGGUGACAGGCAAGCCACAGCCGUCAGUAGAAUGGCUGAAAGAUGAUGUCCCAGUUUCGCCGGAUGAGCAUAUAACAAUCACUGAGGAAGAUGACACAUAUUCACUGGUUAUCAAAGAACCAACAAAAAAAGACGAAGGAACUUACACAGUCGAGGUGUCCAAUGAAGCAGGGUUAGGAAGACGGACGUUUGAUGUGUCUGUGGACGACACAAGGAAGACAAUACCCAAGGACGCUGUUAAACCCAAAUUUAUUGAAGAUGGUUCUUUUGUUCCAUUCCAAAGUACAGAUGAAGGCGAUGUGCGGCUCACUGUGAAAGUUACAGGAAAACCAGAACCUGAAGUGACGUGGACGAAAGAUGGCAAGCCAGUGGAUAAGCUCCCAAAUGUAGAGCUAGAUCAUCAAGAAGACAGAUACAUUCUGACCAUUCGGGAAGCUUCACCUGAUGACUCCGGCUCCUAUAGAUGCACUUUGACUAGUGAUGUUGGCAAGUCUACUAGAACUUUUAGUGUUGAUAUUGAAAGCGGAGGACCUGCACCAAAAGAGUCUGAAAAGAGAAAGCCACGGAAGGGUGAGGAACGGCCGAAGUUUGUGUCAGAUAGCACCGUUGAAGAAUUUAAGAUCACUGAUGAGGGGGAACUAAGGCUGACCGUUAAAGUUACUGGAAAACCUUUUCCAGAAGUUGAGUGGACAAAAGAUGACAAAGACUUGAAAGAAGAUGAUCGAGUUAUCAUUUCAGAGCAGGAUGAUGGAAUUGUCGUACUGAGAAUAAAAGAUGUUGGUGCCCACGACUCGGGAGUGUACAAAUGCCAAGUUUCCAGUGAUGUCGGAACCAGCACAAAGUCGUUUGAUGUGACCAUCGAGGGCGAGCGCAGAAAGGCGAAGAAGUUAAUUGAGGUCGAUGAGACAGAACACCUUGAGAAAAGAAUUAAGCAUGUAAAAGAACCUGUUCCAGAAGAGCAGGUUAUGCCUGCUAAAGUUAAACCUGUAGAGACCAAAGUUGACAAACCAAGGCAAAUUGAAGAGGUGGAUGCAAUGCUAAAAGAGGAACCUACAUUCCUUGAGUCUGAUGAAAUCAAACCUUUCGAGGUAACCGAGGAAGGUGACAUCAAAUUGACUGUUCAGGUGACAGGCAAGCCACAGCCGUCAGUAGAAUGGCUGAAAGAUGAUGUCCCAGUUUCGCCGGAUGAGCAUAUAACAAUCACUGAGGAAGAUGACACAUAUUCACUGGUUAUCAAAGAACCAACAAAAAAAGACGAAGGAACUUACACAGUCGAGGUGUCCAAUGAAGCAGGGUUAGGAAGACGGACGUUUGAUGUGUCUGUGGACGACACAAGGAAGACAAUACCCAAGGACGCUGUUAAACCCAAAUUUAUUGAAGAUGGUUCUUUUGUUCCAUUCCAAAGUACAGAUGAAGGCGAUGUGCGGCUCACUGUGAAAGUUACAGGAAAACCAGAACCUGAAGUGACGUGGACGAAAGAUGGCAAGCCAGUGGAUAAGCUCCCAAAUGUAGAGCUAGAUCAUCAAGAAGACAGAUACAUUCUGACCAUUCGGGAAGCUUCACCCGAUGACUCCGGCUCCUAUAGAUGCACUUUGACUAGUGAUGUUGGCAAGUCUACUAGAACUUUUAGUGUUGAUAUUGAAAGCGGAGGACCUGCACCAAAAGAGUCUGAAAAGAGAAAGCCACGGAAGGGUGAGGAACGUCCGAAGUUUGUGUCAGAUAGCACCGUUGAAGAAUUUAAGAUCACUGAUGAGGGGGAACUAAGGCUGACCGUUAAAGUUACUGGAAAACCUUUUCCAGAAGUUGAGUGGACAAAAGAUGACAAAGACUUGAAAGAAGAUGAUCGAGUUAUCAUUUCAGAGCAGGAUGAUGGAAUUGUCGUACUGAGAAUAAAAGAUGUUGGUGCCCACGACUCGGGAGUGUACAAAUGCCAAGUUUCCAGUGAUGUCGGAACCAGCACAAAGUCGUUUGAUGUGACCAUCGAGGGCGAGCGCAGAAAGGCGAAGAAGUUAAUUGAGGUCGAUGAGACAGAACACCUUGAGAAAAGAAUUAAGCAUGUAAAAGAACCUGUUCCAGAAGAGCAGGUUAUGCCUGCUAAAGUUAAACCUGUAGAGACCAAAGUUGACAAACCAAGGCAAAUUGAAGAGGUGGAUGCAAUGCUAAAAGAGGAACCUACAUUCCUUGAGUCUGAUGAAAUCAAACCUUUCGAGGUAACCGAGGAAGGUGACAUCAAAUUGACUGUUCAGGUGACAGGCAAGCCACAGCCGUCAGUAGAAUGGCUGAAAGAUGAUGUCCCAGUUUCGCCGGAUGAGCAUAUAACAAUCACUGAGGAAGAUGACACAUAUUCACUGGUUAUCAAAGAACCAACAAAAAAAGACGAAGGAACUUACACAGUCGAGGUGUCCAAUGAAGCAGGGUUAGGAAGACGGACGUUUGAUGUGUCUGUGGACGACACAAGGAAGACAAUACCCAAGGACGCUGUUAAACCCAAAUUUAUUGAAGAUGGUUCUUUUGUUCCAUUCCAAAGUACAGAUGAAGGCGAUGUGCGGCUCACUGUGAAAGUUACAGGAAAACCAGAACCUGAAGUGACGUGGACGAAAGAUGGCAAGCCAGUGGAUAAGCUCCCAAAUGUAGAGCUAGAUCAUCAAGAAGACAGAUACAUUCUGACCAUUCGGGAAGCUUCACCCGAUGACUCCGGCUCCUAUAGAUGCACUUUGACUAGUGAUGUUGGCAAGUCUACUAGAACUUUUAGUGUUGAUAUUGAAAGCGAAGGACCUGCACCAAAAGAGUCUGAAAAGAGAAAGCCACGGAAGGGUGAGGAACGGCCGAAGUUUGUGUCAGAUAGCACCGUUGAAGAAUUUAAGAUCACUGAUGAGGGGGAACUAAGGCUGACCGUUAAAGUUACUGGAAAACCUUUUCCAGAAGUUGAGUGGACAAAAGAUGACAAAGACUUGAAAGAAGAUGAUCGAGUUAUCAUUUCAGAGCAGGAUGAUGGAAUUGUCGUACUGAGAAUAAAAGAUGUUGGUGCCCACGACUCGGGAGUGUACAAAUGCCAAGUUUCCAGUGAUGUCGGAACCAGCACAAAGUCGUUUGAUGUGACCAUCGAGGGCGAGCGCAGAAAGGCGAAGAAGUUAAUUGAGGUCGAUGAGACAGAACACCUUGAGAAAAGAAUUAAGCAUGUAAAAGAACCUGUUCCAGAAGAGCAGGUUAUGCCUGCUAAAGUUAAACCUGUAGAGACCAAAGUUGACAAACCAAGGCAAAUUGAAGAGGUGGAUGCAAUGCUAAAAGAGGAACCUACAUUCCUUGAGUCUGAUGAAAUCAAACCUUUCGAGGUAACCGAGGAAGGUGACAUCAAAUUGACUGUUCAGGUGACAGGCAAGCCACAGCCGUCAGUAGAAUGGCUGAAAGAUGAUGUCCCAGUUUCGCCGGAUGAGCAUAUAACAAUCACUGAGGAAGAUGACACAUAUUCACUGGUUAUCAAAGAACCAACAAAAAAAGACGAAGGAACUUACACAGUCGAGGUGUCCAAUGAAGCAGGGUUAGGAAGACGGACGUUUGAUGUGUCUGUGGACGACACAAGGAAGACAAUACCCAAGGACGCUGUUAAACCCAAAUUUAUUGAAGAUGGUUCUUUUGUUCCAUUCCAAAGUACAGAUGAAGGCGAUGUGCGGCUCACUGUGAAAGUUACAGGAAAACCAGAACCUGAAGUGACGUGGACGAAAGAUGGCAAGCCAGUGGAUAAGCUCCCAAAUGUAGAGCUAGAUCAUCAAGAAGACAGAUACAUUCUGACCAUUCGGGAAGCUUCACCCGAUGACUCCGGCUCCUAUAGAUGCACUUUGACUAGUGAUGUUGGCAAGUCUACUAGAACUUUUAGUGUUGAUAUUGAAAGCGAAGGACCUGCACCAAAAGAGUCUGAAAAGAGAAAGCCACGGAAGGGUGAGGAACGGCCGAAGUUUGUGUCAGAUAGCACCGUUGAAGAAUUUAAGAUCACUGAUGAGGGGGAACUAAGGCUGACCGUUAAAGUUACUGGAAAACCUUUUCCAGAAGUUGAGUGGACAAAAGAUGACAAAGACUUGAAAGAAGAUGAUCGAGUUAUCAUUUCAGAGCAGGAUGAUGGAAUUGUCGUACUGAGAAUAAAAGAUGUUGGUGCCCACGACUCGGGAGUGUACAAAUGCCAAGUUUCCAGUGAUGUCGGAACCAGCACAAAGUCGUUUGAUGUGACCAUCGAGGGCGAGCGCAGAAAGGCGAAGAAGUUAAUUGAGGUCGAUGAGACAGAACACCUUGAGAAAAGAAUUAAGCAUGUAAAAGAACCUGUUCCAGAAGAGCAGGUUAUGCCUGCUAAAGUUAAACCUGUAGAGACCAAAGUUGACAAACCAAGGCAAAUUGAAGAGGUGGAUGCAAUGCUAAAAGAGGAACCUACAUUCCUUGAGUCUGAUGAAAUCAAACCUUUCGAGGUAACCGAGGAAGGUGACAUCAAAUUGACUGUUCAGGUGACAGGCAAGCCACAGCCGUCAGUAGAAUGGCUGAAAGAUGAUGUCCCAGUUUCGCCGGAUGAGCAUAUAACAAUCACUGAGGAAGAUGACACAUAUUCACUGGUUAUCAAAGAACCAACAAAAAAAGACGAAGGAACUUACACAGUCGAGGUGUCCAAUGAAGCAGGGUUAGGAAGACGGACGUUUGAUGUGUCUGUGGACGACACAAGGAAGACAAUACCCAAGGACGCUGUUAAACCCAAAUUUAUUGAAGAUGGUUCUUUUGUUCCAUUCCAAAGUACAGAUGAAGGCGAUGUGCGGCUCACUGUGAAAGUUACAGGAAAACCAGAACCUGAAGUGACGUGGACGAAAGAUGGCAAGCCAGUGGAUAAGCUCCCAAAUGUAGAGCUAGAUCAUCAAGAAGACAGAUACAUUCUGACCAUUCGGGAAGCUUCACCCGAUGACUCCGGCUCCUAUAGAUGCACUUUGACUAGUGAUGUUGGCAAGUCUACUAGAACUUUUAGUGUUGAUAUUGAAAGCGAAGGACCUGCACCAAAAGAGUCUGAAAAGAGAAAGCCACGGAAGGGUGAGGAACGGCCGAAGUUUGUGUCAGAUAGCACCGUUGAAGAAUUUAAGAUCACUGAUGAGGGGGAACUAAGGCUGACCGUUAAAGUUACUGGAAAACCUUUCCCAGAAGUUGAGUGGACAAAAGAUGACAAAGACUUGAAAGAAGAUGAUCGAGUUAUCAUUUCAGAGCAGGAUGAUGGAAUUGUCGUACUGAGAAUAAAAGAUGUUGGUGCCCACGACUCGGGAGUGUACAAAUGCCAAGUUUCCAGUGAUGUCGGAACCAGCACAAAGUCGUUUGAUGUGACCAUCGAGGGCGAGCGCAGAAAGGCGAAAAAGUUAAUUGAGGUCGAUGAUACGGUAGCUCCGCAUUUUGUUGAAGAUACAAGUAUAGCACCAUUUGAACUUACCGAUAGUGGUGAUGUUCGUCUUUCUGUACGUGUUGCUGGAAAACCUGAGCCAAAUUUUAAAUGGACUAAGGAUGAUGAAGAUAUAGAUUUUAGAAGUAGCCAGUAUACGUUUGAGAGGGUAGACGACCGUCUCACGCUUAUUGUAAAGAGUCCGUCUCCCUCGGAUCAGGGAACCUAUAAAUGUACCGCUACAAACAAAGGUGGAACUGUCACACGGACAUUCCAAGUCAAUAUGGAAGGGGUUGACACGGGCCCGCAGAUCCAGGAAUACUCUAAAGAGAUCGAAGUAGUGGAAGGCUCGUCUGUGACUAUUGAGUGUCAGUCUUCAGGCGCGGAGGACGCGAGAAUCACGUGGUACAAAGAUGAUGUUCCUUUGGGAGAUAGUCCACGGUUUGAGACAGCGUUUGAUAAUGGACUCUGUUCGUUGAGAAUACACGAUAUUGUUAUUGACGACGAAGCAGAAUACAGAUGUGACAUUGCUACAGACCGUGGUGUGGUUUCCAUGACGACCGAGUUGAUUGUCGAAGAAGCGGUUCUCAUGCCCGUCAUAAUCCAACCUUUAAAGUCGCUUGAGAUCAAGGAGGAGAAUGUUGCCCGGUUCGAUGUCCGUGUCCGCGGCAGUCCUCAACCACUUGUGGAAUGGUUCAAGGAUGGCCGGCAGCUGCAGGAUCUCGGUCGGUUCAUGAUUAUCGAUGAUGUAGAUGACCAGGACAAGGAGCUUUACUCCCUUGUCAUUGAAGAUGUUAUUCCUGAGGACGCUGGUGAAUAUGAGUGUGUCGCCGUGAACGAGGCGGGAAAGGCAACAAGCACAGCCACUCUACAGGUUUUGACGAAAAUAUCGGAGCUGGAUAAGACGCCUGUCCGUACUGUUGAAGGCUCAGACAUAACCAUGAAAGUAGCUGUCAGUGGUACUCCUCGGACGGAAGUGGAGUGGUACAAAGAUGACAGAAAACUCUCCAACAGAAAGCCAUAUGUUAUCAAAACUACCGUUGAUGACUACGAGCUGACCAUCACGUCUGCUUCCCCUAGCGAUGCUGGCACUUACAAAUGUGUGACGAAGAAUGAUUCAGGAACAUUUACCCAGAUGUUUGACAUCACGAUAGUCGAAAAUCCAGAGGGCGCCGCUCCCGAGUUUAUCAAGCCCUUAAAAGUUUUAGAGGUAUUCGAGACUCAACCUGUGCGACUGGAAUGCAGUGUCACGGGGACACCAGAGCCGCAGAUAACAUGGCUAAAAGGCGGGGAUGUUGUCAAAGAGGAUGACAGGAUUACCACAGUCUUUGAUGGAGAGACGUGUGUGCUUAAUAUCACAGUUUCUUGCCUUGAUGACGAGGGCGAAUACAAGUGCCUUGCAAUGAACGAUUUCGGAAAGGCCGCAACAGUAGCAGAGCUGCUUGUCAAUGAGGCGCUUGUAAAACCAAAGUUUAUCGAGACAACACACGACACUGAAAUCAUCACCGGCGAGUCGGUUUGGUUCAGAGUGAAGUACGAAGGAUCACCAACACCUGAUGUUGAUUGGUAUCACGAGGACACGUUGGUCUCCGACACUGGCCGGUUCCUCAUCAACACCGAAGAAGACACGUCAACACUGAUCAUUGAAGAUGUCAAACCGAUCGACAAAGGAAACUACAAAUGCAUCAUAUCCAAUGAUGCCGGGGAGGAUAUGACUGUUUCGAAGUUAACCGUGAUUGAGAAGAAAAAGCCUAUAACCGACGUUGGAACGCCACCUGAGUUCAGUCCGCAUGUCGGCGAGGGACCCCUAGAAAUCUCUGAUGGAGGGGAUCUUACACUUGAGGUUAAAAUAACUGGGGAACCUAAGCCUGAAAUCCAAUGGUUCAAAGAUGACAAACCAGUGAAACCGAGUCAAAAGAUUCGCGUGGAUUACAGAGAUGACAUCCACUCGCUGACAAUCGUGGGUGCUUCUCCCGACGACACCGCAAAGUACACGUGCAAGGCUACAAACAAGUCUGGUACAACAACGAGAAACAUCAAUGUCGAUAUCUCAGCGCUAAUGCCUGAGGGUGAGGCUCCCAAGUAUGUCGAGCCACUGAAGAGCGAUGAGAUUGUCGAGGACAGCUCUUUCACUAUGAAUGUGAAAUUUACCGGUAAACCUAUUCCAGAAGUUCAAUGGUUUAAGGAGAAUAAACCCGUUAGGGAAGAUGAUCGCGUUCAUAUCAUACGCGAAUCUGAUAGCAGCACCCUUGUCAUCACUAAAACUGUUCCAGACGAUGAGGGCUCUUACAAAAUCGUUCUCAGCAAUCCAUUUGGGAAAGCCGUCUCCGAAGCAGAACUCGUAGUCAUGACAGUAUCAGAGGCCGAAGAUGAAGGCAUCAUUCCAAAGGUAACGCCCACCCCUGGCAAAACAGAGAUCACAAUUCCUGUACAAAAGCCAAAGUUCGGCCCUGUGGAAGUGGAUAUAAAGGGGCUGAAGGACAAAGAGCGAGAACGAUUAACGUCAGAGGCCUCUAUUGCUGGAAGAAAACCUUUUGGAGCCGUGGAUAUGUCAAUCACUGCACCUGGUGAAGACAAAAAGCCGACAGUGACGGAAGCAGAAUUUACUCCUGUGGCAUUCAAACCAGUUGAGAUCUCUGUGCCUAUAGGAGAUGAAGCUCCCUUCAUAAAGCCUGAAAAGGAGGCCAAGAAGCCCGAACCUUCCAGUGCUGUGCAAAAGCCGCUCGUAGAAGAAGAGUCAGUUGCCCCUAUCAGCUUCAAGCCUGUAGAAGUUACUGUUCCGAUGGAAGAUGAGGCUCCUGUCCCUAAGGAGGUUAUAAUGCCCGUGUCGGUUACUCCAGCUGAAGAAGCCCCUUUCAUUAAAAAACCCUUGAACGAUGAGAUCGAUGUUCUAGAAGGCGACUCGGUCCGACUUGAGUGUGUGAUUUCCGGUGGGCCCGAUGCUCAUGUUUUCUGGUACAAAGACGACUACCUGCUAGAAGAGGAUGAGCGCGUCAGUUACGAGACCGAUGGCGACCAACAUACACUGAUCAUCCAGUCGGCUGAGCUAGACGACGAGGCAGAAUACAAGUGUGUGGUAACCAACAUUGCUGGAAGUGUAGACGUCAAGACCGAGCUGAUUGUUGAAGAAGGCAUCUCACUUCCUGUUAUCAAGGAGGGGCUCAAGGACACUGAGGCCAAUGAAGGUGAAAUAGUGCGUUUUGAUAUUCGCGUGGCUGGAAAACCUGAGCCAGUGGUUGAAUGGUUCAAGAAUGACGAGCUCGUGGAAGAUUCUGGUAAAUUCAUUAUCAUUGACGAUGUGGACGACAAGGAUAAGGAACUAUUCUCCCUGGUGAUUGAGGGUUGCGCCGCGGACGAUGACGCUGUGUAUAGCGUGGUGGCUAUGAAUGAGGCUGGCAAGGACACUAGUAAAAGAAAACUGCUUGUGCAUAGCAGGCCUAAGCAGGAAGAACCUACUGAACCAGCUGGACCUCGGAUCACCAAAGAGUUAGUCGAUGCGGAAGUAGAAGAGACUACGCCCGUAACGCUAGUCGCGGAGUUUGUCAGCGAAGGUGAAACGAGCGUUACAUGGACAAAGGACGCCCAUCGUGUGGUUGCCGACAAUAGGGUCACCAUCAAGACGGACGAGACGAGUAGCACUCUCGCUAUUAGCAAAUCUGAUGUAGAUGAUGAGGGACUUUACACCUGCACGGUCAGAAACAAAAUGGGCGAUACCAGCACUUCUGCAGAAGUUAUAGUGGAAGAGUUGGAAGCUGUGGAAUCAGAGGCUGAGCCACCGAGGUUUGUCACUCCGCUGAAGGACCAAGAGCUUGAGGAGGGGUCCACAGUUGAUAUGUUGGUUGAGACAGAUGGAACCAGCCCUAUACACAUUAAGUGGUUCAAGGACAACAAAGAGCUAGUGCCAGAUGAGAGGCACACCUUUACCAAAGACGGAAACAAGCACACCAUGACGAUUUCUCCCGUUACCCUUGAAGAUGAGGCAAUGUAUUAUAAGGUUGUGGCUGAAAAUGUCGCUGGUGAGGCUGUGACAGAUGCAGAGGUCAUCGUUGAAGUAAAAGAAGCUGCUGAAGUCACCCCUGUCGAAGAGGUAGUGGACGCUGCGGUACCAGCACCAAUCAUCAUAAAGCCUUUGAAUGAUGAGAUCGAUGUUCUAGAAGGCGACUCGGUCCGACUUGAGUGUGUGAUUUCCGGUGGUCCCGAUGCUCAGGUUCUCUGGUACAAAGACGACUACCUGCUAGAAGAGGAUGAGCGCAUCAUGUACGACACCGAUGGCGACCAACACACACUGAUCAUCCAGUCGGCUGAGCUAGACGACGAGGCAGAAUACAAGUGUGUGGUAACCAACAUUGCUGGAAGUGUAGACGUCAAGACCGAGCUGAUUGUUGAAGAAGGCAUCUCACUUCCUGUUAUCAAGGAGGGGCUCAAGGACACUGAGGCAAACGAAGGUGACGUAGUGCGUUUUGAUAUUCGCGUGGCUGGAAAACCUGAGCCAGUUGUUGAAUGGUUCAAGAAUGACGAACUAUUAGACGAUUCUGGCAAGUUUAUUAUCAUUGACGAUGUGGACGACAAGGAUAAGGAACUGUUCUCCCUGGUGAUUGAGGGUUGCGCCCCGGAAGAUGACGCCGUGUAUAGCGUGGUGGCUAUGAAUGAGGCUGGCAAGGACAGUAGUAAAGGAAAACUGCUUGUGACCAGCAAGCCUGAGCAGGAAGCUCCAGCUCAAGCCGAUGCGGCCACUCCAAUCUUAGAGCCCUUGGUAGAAACCAUUCCAGAGGUCCCGGAAGAGGAGGCAGCUUCACCAGAAACGAAAGCGCCAGUGUUCAUUGAAACUAUGAAAAACAUCGAAGUAAUGGAGGGUGAGGAGGCGCGAUUCGAUGUACACGUUGAUGGUGUGCCAGAACCAUCGAUCGAUUGGUACAGAGGCGAAGAACUUAUCCCUGACGAAGGACGCUUUGUACACAUUGACGCCGUCAAGGAAGAAAUCUUCACACUGGUGAUUGAGAAUACUAAAUUGGGAGAUACUGGUAAAUACACUUGUAUCGCUGCCAAUGAUGUCGACGAGAUAACAUGCGAAGCUGUACUCACUGUCAAACCAAAAGAGAUCGCUCCCGAAUUUCAAAAAGAGCCGGAAAAGUCCACAUUCGACGUUAACACUGGAGACGACGUGUCUCUUGACUUGACCGUCACUGGAAAACCGACACCGAAGGUUGAGUGGUUCAAGGAUGACAAGCCUGUAAAGAGCACGAGGCGCCUUGAGGUCAAGGCCAAGGAUGACGAACACUCACUCAAGAUCAAAGGGGGAAAGCCUGAUGAUUCAGGCAAGUACACUGUCGUAGCUGAAAGCCCCGCUGGCAAGGACACCAGGACCUAUGAAGUUAAUAUCAAAGACAAGGGGACCAUACCAGAGUUCACAAAGAAACUUCAACCUGUAACUGUCCGCGAGGGAGAGCGCAUCAGUCUUGACGCCCGCGUCAAAGGCAAACCAACGCCAACUGUCGAGUGGAUGGUAGAUGGCGAGAAAGUACAAGACGACCAUCGCAUCAAGACCACAUUCGGCGGAGAACGGUGUACUCUGAAGAUCAUGCCCUCUGAGCGAGACGAUGAGGGCGAGUACAAGUGCGUUGCGACCAACGAAGUGGGCCAGGCCACCAUUACUACAGAGGUUCUCGUGAAGGAGACUUUGAGGAAGCCUGAGUUCAAGCAGAAGAUGCAGCCCCUGCAGGUUCUCGAAGGCGAUGAAGUCCGGUUCGAUGUAAGAAUUGAUGGAAAGCCAACUCCAAAGGUGGAAUGGUUCAAGAACAGAACGAAGAUUGAUAACGAGGGUCGCUUUGAGAUAAUUGACGAAGAGGAUCUAUAUUCGUUGAUAAUCGAUGACACGCGCUUAAGUGACGCAGACACGUACAAGUGUAUUGCAACCAGUGAGGCUGGGAAGAGUACAUGUAUCGUGGAGCUUUCGGUGAAAGAAAAGACUUCGGCACCUGAGGUCUUCGGGGAUACAGCUCCAAUCAAUAUCACUGAGGGUGACGAACUAGACCUCAGCGUUCGCGUGAGAGGGAAACCAAAGCCGGAAAUUAAGUGGACCAAAGACGACAAGCCAAUAAAAAAGACAGACCGCCUGACGACCACCACUAAGGAUGACGAGUGUGUACUUGUGCUAUCAGAUGCAAAGCCCGAAGACAGCGGGCGCUAUAAGUGCACAGCUAAGAGCGAGCAUGGCACCGCCAGCAAGGAGUUUGAUGUCAACGUUGAAAAAGCGAAACCUAAAGGGGUUGCUCCAAAGUUCACGAAACCCCUCGAAACAUUGGAACUCAUGGAAAAAGAGACUGCCAGGCUAGAGUGCACCGUGACAGGGGAGCCGGCUCCAACUACGGAAUGGCUUAAGGGUGACCAGCCCCUGAAGGAAACACAACGAAUCAAAAUAGAGAGGGACAAAGACUCGGUUGUUCUUGAAGUGCGUCAUGUAGAACUUGAUGAUGAGGCUUUGUACAAGGUUGUUGCCAAAAAUGAAUCAGGGGUAGCUACAUCUGAAGCUGAGCUCCUUGUAAAUGAAGCCACCGAGAAGCCUUUCUUUAAGAAAACCCCUCAAAACGUGACCGUCUUAGAAGGUGAUGAAAUUCGAUUGGAUGCACGAGUAGGUGGGAAACCUGAGCCAACCGUUGAUUGGUUCAAAGGCGAUCAGAAGGUUGCAGACGAAGGUCGUUUCCUUAUCGUUGACGAUGAAGAAGGAGACCUUUUCUCGUUAAUUAUAGGUAACGCUAAGCCACUCGACUCAGGCGUCUACAUCUGUCAGGCAACCAACGAUACUGGAAAAGCAACCGCCGAGGCGGAAAUACAAAUCGAAGAAUUACUUGUUGCCCCUGAAUUCGCGGAAGAGGAAGCGACACAGCUUACAUUGAUAGAAGAUGAUGACAUGACCCUGGAGUUGCAUGUUACCGGUAAACCCAAGCCUGAGGUCCACUGGACCAAAGACAACAAGCCCUUAACAGAAGAUGAUCGUAUCAUUAUUGAUCACAAAGGUGAUAGUUGUAUUGUUGAUAUCAUGGCUGUCACGCCUAAUGACUCGGGCACGUACAAAUGUGAAGCUAAGAACAAGGCCGGAGUUAACACCAGGACAUUUAUCGUCAAUGUUGAAGCUAAGAAACCAGCGGGAGAAGCCCCUGAGAUAACCGAAUCACUCCAGGAGAUGGAAGAAUUGGAAGGGAACCCUGUUACCCUGACGUGUAAAUUCACCGGGACUCCAGCGCCUGUGGCUGAAUGGUUCAAGGCUAGCACCCCAGUGAGAGACGGACGUCGCUAUAAGAUCACUACCACGGAUAACACAACUACAUUAACCAUCAAGGAAACCCGACUUGAUGACAACACCGAAUACCAGGUCGUUAUUCGUAACGAUAUCGGGUCAGUGAAGUCAGAAACUCGCGUUCGUAUUACCGCACUAGUAAGGCCUGAUUUCACCAAAAAGUUGAAGCCAGUUGAGGUAGAAGAAGGUCAGGAAGCUCGUUUAGACGUGAGAGUAGUUGGGACACCAACUCCAAACGUGGAAUGGUUCUGUGGCACAACCAAGCUAACGGAUACCGACCGUUAUGAGUUUAUCGAAGAAGGUGACUCAUACACUUUGAUUAUCAAGACCACAGUGCGGGACGACGACGACACGUACAAAUGCGUUGCAACCAACCAGGUCGGGAAAGUGACCUGCCGUGGCGACCUCAAGGUGACAGAGAAAAUGUUUCCUCCAGAAAUCACGAGACCUGAACGCACAGAGAAGAUAGUCCUUCUUGAGAAAGAGGAACUAGUAAUUAACGUCACUAUAUUGGGGAAUCCUAGACCCGAUGUCAAAUGGUUCAAGGAUGGGAAACCUAUUCGGCAGAGCAGUAGAUUGAAUAUUCGCCCAAGGGGAGACACCUACACAUUGAACAUUCACACAACCGAACCAGACGACGCAGGAAGCUACACGUGCGAGGCGCAAAACAAGAUGGGCACCUCUUCCACCACCAUUGACGUUCAGAUUGAAGCUUCAAAGCCUAAGGGUGAGGCGCCGAGUCUUGUUUCUGAGCUCCAGCCACAGGAGAUCAGCGAGGGCGAAGACGCCAAGCUCGAAUGCAAAGUAUCCGGCGAACCUCAACCUACUAUCGAAUGGUUUAAAGACGACGAGCCUGUGACGACCGAUAAUCGCGUGAGGGCGGACUAUGACGGCAAAACCAGCACACUAACCAUUCGCGACGCCACACUUGAUGACGAAGGAGACUACAAGUGUGUUGCGACCAAUGAACUUGGUUCUACCUCUGCUACAACUGAGCUAUUGGUAAACGAGAAACCUGUAGAGGAAAAGAAACAACCGGAGAAAUCAAAAGUUGAAAAACCGGAAGUCGAGGAACCAGAAGUUGAAAAACCACAAGUCGAAGAACCAGUCGCCGGAAAACCGGAAGUAGAAACGCCAGUGGGAGAAGUCCCACAGGAAGUGCUCGCACCUGUCACAGUCGAAGUGGUCGAAACAGCGCCUAUUACAUUAGAAGAUAUGAAGCCCACCGGAGAAGCACCAAAAGUGGUGGACGCCUUGCAGCCGCUGGAGGCUUUAGAGGGAGACGAGGCAAAGCUUGUGUGCAAGAUAACAGGUUCACCUACUCCUACAGUAGAAUGGUUUAAAGAGAAAGCAAAGGUGGUGGAUGUUCGUCGGACUAAGAUGGAGUACACUGAUGACGUAGCAACUCUGACAAUCCCAACCACACGCCCUGAGGACAAAGGGAUGUACAAAUGCGUAGCGAAAAAUGACUUUGGAGAAGCAUCAACUUCUGCCACGCUCCACAUCAACCCUGUAGUUAAACCAGACUUCAAAACAAAACUCAAACCUAUGGAGGUCACUGAGGAGAGUGUUGCGAAGUUUGAAGUCCGUUCAACAGGGUUCCCUCAACCGGAAGUUGAGUGGUUCUUGGGUUCUACGAAGAUCGAGGACAGCGGUCGGUUCCGGGUAGUCUCCGAACAAGAUAGGCACGAACUGAUUAUAUCGGACGUAAAAGUAAAAGACGCAGGCACUUACAAAUGCACAUUGGCCAACCAAGCAGGCACGGCCUACUCACGCGCCGAUCUUAAGGUAAAGGAAAAAGACUGUGCACCAGAGUUUGUAGGAGAUCAAGCAGCACCCAUAGUUGUACGCCAGGGAGAGGACAUCGACAUUGGUGCUCAGAUUACAGCCAAACCCAAGCCAAACGUCAAAUGGUACAAGGAUGGUAAGCCACUGCGGGACGGCCCGAGGACGACGAUCCGAGCGCGAGAUGACUUGUACAACUGCAAGGUGCUCAGUGCCAAACCCGAGGACACGGGAAUGUACAAGUGCGAAGCCACCAAUGCAGUUGGCAAGGCGACUAGGACCUUUGACGUACAAGUUGAGGUCCCCAAGCCUAGAGGAUCCAAGCCGUCGCUGGAAGCCGAAUUGAAACCUGUGACGGUCACGGCAGGGGAAGAUACAAAGCUCGUGUGCAAGAUUUCAGGGAAGCCACAACCAAAGAUUGACUGGAUGAAAGACGACAAACCGUUGAAACCGGACAAACGUGUACUGCCUACGUAUGAUGGAGAGACAUGCGUACUCACGUUCCAUAAGGCUGUCCUAGAAGAUGAAGCAGAAUACAAGGUCGUGGCGAAAAACGAGCUGGGCUCAGUUUCCACAUCAGCUGAGUUGCUAGUUAACGAGAAAGGAGCAGCUCCGAAGAUCGAGAAACCCUUGCAGGACGUAAAGGUCGAUGCUGGUAAAAAGGCAACUUUCAACACUCAAGUGUCGGGUACUCCAACACCAGAAGUGGAAUGGUUCAAGGGAGAGUCAAUCGUCGAGGAUAAGGGUCGGUUCAUGAUCAUCGACGAUGCGAAAGAGGGAGUCUUUCAGCUAGUCAUCGAGGACGCAAAGCCAGAGGAUAGCGGUGUCUACAAGUGCGUGGUCUUCAAUGACAUCGGCGAGACGCAGACUAAGGCUAAGCUCCAGGUUGACGCGGUGGAAGUCGCGCCUAAGACUGACAAGAAACUAGACGAGAAAGAAGAGCCAAUCACCGUUCUGGAGCAUCAAGAAGUAGAUAUGAGCGUGAAGGUCAAGGGCAAAUACGUCCCGGAUAAGGUUUUAUGGUUCAAGGACGACACGCCCGUCAAGACGAAUACCACAAGAAAGAUCCACUCAGAGGGUAGAAUGUACUACUUGACACUGACUGAUGCCUCGCUGGAUGAUGCUGGGCACUACCGCUGCGAGUCAACGACUAAGCUUGGGACAACUAUUAGCACCUUUCUCAUCAUUGUCAAAGCCAUGGAGAUUGCCCCUGCUUUCGUCACACCGCUGAAACCUCUUCAAGUGCGGGAAGGGGAAGACACUAGAUUGAUCUGCCACGUGAUUGGAACCCCCGAGUUAACAGUUGAAUGGCUAAAAGAUGACAAACCAAUCGCCAAGGAUCGCCAUCUGAAGGAGGCUUUCCAUAAUGGCGUAUGUACUUUAAUACUGAAACAUGUUGUUCAACAAGAUAAAGGAGUGUAUAAAUGUAAAGUCACCAACAAAUUAGGCUCUGCUACCUGUGGCGCCAACUUGAUUGUGAAUGAAAAAGCAGUCAAACCUGUAAUAGUCAAGCCACUGAGUAAUUUACAGGUAGAGGAAAAAAGCCUUACAAGGUUUGAGGUUCAGAUUACGGGUAACCCCAAGCCCCGUGUUGCAUGGUAUCACGGAACAACCAAACUCAUAGAAGGGACCAUUUACAAGAUGCUGGAGGACAGUCGGAAUCACACGUUCACCUUAAUAGUAAAUGAUUCGCAGCGUCACGAUAGCGGUGUAUAUAAAUGUGUGGCGGUGAAUGAGGCGGGGAAGGCGAUCUCUCAAGCCACACUAGAGGUCACAGGAAGGCCUUGUGCUCCCACCUUUGUGGAAGACGAAGUCAAGGACGCUGUAUAUGUACGUGGUGGCCAGGAAGUUAGCUUGAUGCUGACAAUCAAUGGCUUUCCUACUCCGGAUGUGAUGUGGUACAAGGAUGAUAAGGAGUUGCAGGAGAGUCAGUUGGUCAAGAUAAUACCCAAAGGAAACAUGUACUACCUGAUCAUCUACAAAGCUAGCUUAAAUGAUUCAGGAAUCUACCGCUGUGUUGCUAAAAACACUCAUGGUUCGGUAUCGAGGACGUUUGAUGUCCGAGUCGAAGUGGAUGGUAAAGCGCCGCGAUUUGUAAGUGAACUGAGACCAGUUGAAGUAUUUGAGGGUAAUGAAGUCAGCCUUGUCUGUAAAUUGUCAGCUGAGGCAAAACCAACAUUCGAAUGGUCGCGAAAUGGUUCCCCUGUCCGACUCGAUAACCGCGUGCAGGCUUCCUUCGAUGGACGUUACAGUACAUUGAAAUUUCUAAACGCCAAGAUUGAAGAUCAGGGUACUUACAGUUGCUUAGCUAAGAAUGUCUUUGGAAGUGCCUCAAGUCAAGCUAAACUACUAGUAAAAAAGAAAGGGAACCGUCCACAACCGAUCGGAAUGAUAAGAGACAUUGAGGGUUACGAAGGCGGCCAAGCCCGCUUUGAUGUCCAUUUUACGGGAAACCCGAAGGUAGAGUGGUUGCACGGAGAAGAGCAAAUUAUUCAUGGAGAGAAGUACAAAAUUUCUGAGAAUCCAGGAGAGUAUCUUUACUCUCUGGUGGUUGGUGACUUGAAGCACGAAGAUGGUGGUAGGUACACUUGCGUAGCAUCUAACGAGUCCGGCGAUGCGACCUUACACGCAAACCUCAAUGUGAAAGACAAACAUAUUGCACCCAUGUUUGUCGAAGACGACACUGGUGAGCCUAUUACGGUGGAGGCCGGAAAAGAGCUGAACGUGAUAAUGAAUAUUCGGGGCAAUCCUAGACCAGACGUCAACUGGUACAAAGAUGGCAGUUUUUUGCAACAAACUGGUAGAAUGGGCAUCUCUUCACGCUGGGACUCCUACAGACUCACUGUCUUUAAGGCAGUACCCGAUGAUGCUGGAAUCUACCGGUGUGAGGCGAAAAACAAGCUGGGCACAGCCUCCAGAACAGUAAUGGUGAAAGUAGAAGCUCCCAAGGCUGGAGAUGCCCCAUCUCUUAGCAGUCAGUUGAUGCCUGUCGAGGUAACAGAAGGUAACGACAUCGACCUUGUCUGUAAAGUCUCAGUCAAUCCCAAGCCAACUGUCACGUGGUAUAAAGGUGACGCCCUUGUGAAGCUUGAUGAUCGUAUAUCUGCACAUUUCGACGGACGCUUCAGCAGAUUGUCCAUACAAAAGGCCACAAAAGAUGACGAAGGAAUUUAUAUCUGUGACGUGCAAAACGAACUUGGUAAAGCUUUCAGUAAAGUAGAGUUGACUGUUCGAAAGCGGAACGUGAAACCGCAAAUUGCCGGCGAGAUUAAAGACGCAGAAGAGGUGGAACGCGGUGAGGUACGUUUCGAAGUCCGUGUAACUGGAUUCCCCAAACCACGAGUUGAGUGGUACCGUGGCCCUGUACAUCUAACUGAUGGUGGGCGGUUCAGCAUCUCAGAAAAUGAGGACAUGUAUUCGUUGACAGUCCGAGAUUUGAAGCGUGAUGACUCUGGUACGUACAAGCUGGUAGCGCAGAAUACUGUCGGAAAAUGUCAAGUACAAGCUGCUCUUGUGGUUAAAGAGAAACUCUUUGCCCCUGAGUUCGACGAAGCACAAAGAAGUGCACCUCUAGUCUUCGAAGAAGAAGAUGAGAUCAUGUUAAAUUUGAAGAUUUUGGGAACCCCAAAACCGGAAGUCUUGUGGUACAAAAAUGGUCGUCGCUUGUUUGAUUCUAAUCAACUGGAGAUUACGUCGUAUGGAGAUGUGUAUCGUCUGCGUGUGUUCAAAGCAGCAGCAGAUGACGCGGGAGAGUAUAAAUGCGAAGCAAAAAACAAGAUGGGCGUCUCGCUUAGGACCUUCGACAUUCAAGUUGAAGAAUUAAAGGGGAGAGGAGUACCUUCAUUCAUCACUGGUCUAUUCCCUGUUCAGAUCAAGGAAGGCGACAAAUACACCUUAGUCUGCAGAGUGUCUGGAAAGCCCAAACCAACUAUCACGUGGUUUAGAGACAAUACACCUGUUCAUACUGACAAUCGCGUUGUUGCGUCUUAUGAAGGGAGUGUUAGCGCUCUGGAGCUCAAAGAAAUGAAACUUUCUGAUGCUGGUCUCUACAAAUGCACAGCGACCAAUAGCCAGGGUUCAACCUCUAGCUCCGCCGAAGUCACUAUCAAGAGAAAGGACGCUAUACCAACGUUCGUUGUUGGUUUAAAAGAAACUGAAGGUUUGGAAUCGUCAGAUAUGCGUCUCGAUGUAAAAAUAGGUGGGUUCCCAAGACCUACUGUCGAGUUUUAUAAAGACUACGAUCUGAUCGUUGAUAGUGAGCGGCAUAAAAUCCUUGAAGAUGGAGAUCGCUGCUCUUUGAUCAUAACGAAUCUGAGGCCUGAAGACGCUGGGACAUACAAGUGCGUGAUCACAAAUCUGUUAGGCGUGGAGACAUCAGAGGCCGUAAUACGUGUGCAGGAGAGGGAACACGCGCCGCGAUUCGACGGUACAGACCUGGGCCAGUCAGUCACUGCCCAAGAAGGCUUUGAACUGAACAAAACAUUUAUCAUCAGGGGCAAACCCAGACCUACGGUUACAUGGAUGAAGGAUGGUAACGUGAUCAGUAGCUCGAACGGAGUUUCACUUCGUCAACGCGGGGAAUCCUAUUCACUGGUCAUCAUCAAGGUCACCAAAGAAGACUCGGGCAACUACACCUGCCAAGCAGUCAGUUCACUGGGAAAAGCAUCACAAAGCUUUGACCUAAAAGUAGAAGCGCCGAAAGUCAAGGAGGAACCACCAUCGUUCUUAAGUGAAUUGCCGCCACUACAAGUCCGAGAAGGCUUUGAGUUCAAGCUCAUCUUCAAAGUAGUGACAACAAAGGACUCUAAAAUCGAGUGGCGGAAGGACGGUAGAGCAUUUACUCCUGGAGGCAACUCUGAAUUCUCCUUCGAUGGGCGCAACAUCACACUAGCGUUCAAGAAUGCUACCUUAAAGGACGCUGGGCGCUACCAAUGUAUUGUGACUAACAAAUUUGGCGAGUCGUCCAGCUCAGCAGAUAUAAGUAUAACACAGAAGACAAGAAAACCGGAAGCGAUCGCGCCAUUGAAGAGUAUAGAGUCUGUGGAAGGAGGUCAAGCAAGGUUCGACGUCGAAAUGUCUGCCUUCCCGUUACCAAAGGUUGACUGGUAUCAUGGUGGAACUAAGAUCACUCAUGGUGGGCGGUACAAGAUCAUCCAGUCAACUGACGGAGACAGACCUGUUUAUACACUGAUCAUUGAAAGUCUUAAGUACACCGACUCUGGUACAUAUAAAUGCAUUGCGACGAACGAGGGUGGAGUCACCACAAUCAAGUCGGACCUAAAAGUCAAGGAGCCACUCAUCGCACCUGAAUUCGAGGGUAAGGACAUCACCGCUCCAAUGGUCUACAAGGAUGGCCAGGAUAUCAAAGUAAGCUUCAAAAUUAAGAGCAGACCCAAGCCGAUUAUUGCGUGGUACAAAGACGGCAAGGCAUUGACUUCAAGCAAGAGAGUGACUUUAACUUCAAGAGGAGACACAUAUGAGCUAAUUAUAAAAAAGGCAACGAAGGAAGAUUGUGGAAUGUACAAAUGUGUAGCAACAAAUGACCUCGGCGCAAAUGCUAAAGAGUUCAACGUUGAUGUCAAAGCACCAGCGAUAAAGAAGGCUCCUACUUUCACAAGCGACUUACAGCAACAAGUUAAAGCCAAGCUAGGAGAAGACGUCACGCUCUUGUUUAAAGCUGUUACAACAUCCGAUUCGAAGAUUGACAUUUACAAAGAUGGUAAAAUCUUUAAAUCAAACUACAGGCUCGACGGUGAAAAUAUUAUGCUGACAUUUAAGAAUGCCUCUGCUAAGGAUUCUGGAACGUACGAAUGCAUGGUCACAAACAAGUAUGGCAAAUCUUCAAGCAAAGCUACAAUCUUUAUCGAGGAGGAAAAGAAGAAAGAAAUGAUUGUAACUGACACAACAUUCAAGCCCAUCGAGCUAAGUUUGCCAUUUGGUGCCCCUGAUGAGUCGGUCCACACAGUAGCUGUUGAUGUUAAACAAAUAGAGAAGAAACCAGUAGAGGUCACUAUGCUUGGAAAAGAAAUGAAGCCAGUUGAGUUUAAAAUGGAGGCACAAGAUGCUAGAACCAGGACAGAGAAGAAAGAGACGGAAGUGUCUGUAUUUCAGAUGGGCGCUAAGCCAGGUGAAAUUCACCUCGACCUUAGUGGGAAACGUGUUGACAAAGAUACCAGGAAAGAUGUAGAGUUUAAGCUGGCGGCAGAAGAAACUCGACUCAAGCCGAAACAAAAAGAGACGGAAGUUUCUGUGUUCCAGAUCGGUGCUAAGCCAGGUGAAGUUCACCUCGACCUCGGUGGGAAACCUGUUGAGAAAGAAGUAUCUGUAGUUGGGCUAACAUCAAAACCUAUCGAACUUAGCAUGAAACUGGAUGUUCCGGAAACCAAAAUCGAGACAGCAAAAUAUGAAGCUACAAUUGAGCCAGUAAUAAGAAAAGAGGCAGAAGAAACUCGAACCAAGCCAAAACAAAAAGAGACGGAAGUUUCUGUGUUCCAGAUCGGUGCUAAGCCAGGUGAAGUUCACCUCGACCUCGGUGGGAAACCUGUUGAGAAAGAAGUAUCUGUAGUUGGGCUAACAUCAAAACCUAUCGAACUUAGCAUGAAACUGGAUGUUCCGGAAACCAAAAUCGAGACAGCAAAAUAUGAAACUACAAUUGAGCCAGUAAUAAGAAAAGAGGCAGAAGAAACUCGACUCAAGCCGAAACAAAAAGAGACGGAAGUUUCUGUGUUCCAGAUCGGUGCUAAGCCAGGUGAAGUUCACCUCGACCUCGGUGGGAAACCUGUUGAGAAAGAAGUAUCUGUAGUUGGGCUAACAUCAAAACCUAUCGAACUUAGCAUGAAACUGGAUGUUCCGGAAACCAAAAUCGAGACAGCAAAAUAUGAAGCUACAAUUGAGCCAGUAAUAAGAAAAGAGGCAGAAGAAACUCGACUCAAGCCGAAACAAAAAGAGACGGAAGUUUCUGUGUUCCAGAUCGGUGCUAAGCCAGGUGAAGUUCACCUCGACCUCGGUGGGAAACCUGUUGAGAAAGAAGUAUCUGUAGUUGAGCUAACAUCAAAACCUAUCGAACUUAGCAUGAACCUUGAUGUUCCGGAAACCAAAAUCGAGACAGGAAAAUAUGAAGCUACAAUUGAGCCAGUAACAAGAAAAGAGGAUAUAUCUGUGCUCGAGUUGGGAGGGAAACCACGCGAAUUUCAAUUCCAGCUAGGACCUUCCAAGCCUGAGGCAAAACCUCCAGCAAAGACCGAGAUAGAGAUAGAGAAGCAAGAAGUUGUAUCAGUAGAUACUGCUAUGAAACCGAUGGAUGUUAGUAUACAUUUAGGUACUAAAGCAGAACCGAAGAAAAAAGAAGAGGUAUCUGUGUUCCAGCUUGGGGCAAAACCACACAAAAUUGAUCUCAAAGCAAGAGCUUUAGAACAAGAGAAAAAAGAACCAACCAGAGUUGUUGAGAAAAAAGUAGUCGCUGUGACUGAGAUGUCGAUGAAGCCAGUUGAUGUAGAUCUUCAGCUAGGUGCGCCUGAUACAACUUUUAAGCUAAAGGAGAAUAAAGUAGAGGUUUCCGAAAAGAUCCAAGAGGUCACUGCUAUCAAAACAGAGACAAAACCUUUCGAGCUUGCCAUAAAGCUUGAUGACACAGAUGCGAAACCCAAGGGGAAAGAUGAAGUGUCUUCUUUCAAAUUAGGGGCGAAGCCUGGAGAGUAUACUCUUCAAUUAGACAUCCCCAAAGACAAGCAGCAGCCCCCAACUUUUACUAGUGAAGUAAAACCCGUUCAAGCCAACGAAAAUGAGCAAGUGUCAGUAGUGUUUGAGGCAGAUCUUACGCCAGACUCGAAGAUAGAAUUUCUCAAGGAUGGAAAACCUUUCAAAGGUGACGAAAAUUCCGAUUAUUCCUUUGACGGGCGUAACAUUUUGUUAUCAUUUAAAAAUGCUACCCAAAAGGACUCGGGAACCUACGAAUGUGUGCUAACUAACAAACAUGGACAGUCUUCCAGUGAUGUAAAAAUAACGAUUGAACCCAAAAAAGAAAAGAAGCAAGCCCCUGUGUUUAUCCAUGAAAUAACAAAGCCUGUUGUUGUCAAGGAGAAAGAGCAAGUAAAACUUGUGUUUGAGGCAGAUGUUACACCGGACUCAAAAAUAGAAUGGUUGAAAGAUGGGAAACCGUUCACACCUGAUCAACGUUCCGACUACACGUUUGACGGUCGAAUUAUCACUCUUAUGCUGAAAGACACUUCAGUGAAGGAUACUGGGACAUACGAAUGCGUAAUUGCGAACAAAUACGGCAAAUGCUCAAGUCCUGUUGACGUCAAGGUAGAACCUAAGUAUCUCAAGCCAGAAGCGGUUACACCAAUGAAAAAUAUUGACGCUGUGGAAAGUGGUCAAGCACGUUUUGAGGUUGAGGUAAGUGGGUCCCCUGAGCCUAAAUUUGAAUGGUACCAUGGAUCAACCAAGUUAAAUGAUAGUGACAAACACAAGAUCAUCAAAGCUGAAGAUAAACCUUUGUAUACCCUGAUAAUCGAGAAUGUAGACACAACGGACGGUGGACUUUACAAGUUGAUUACAUCCAACUUAGCUGGAACCACAACUAAUAAGGCUGAGCUUAAAGUGAAGGAAAAGGAGGUCGCGCCAGAAUUCAUCCAGACUGAUACAAAGCCCAUAGAUGUUGAACAAGGACAGGAUGUUACUGCCAGCUUUAAAAUCAAGUCCAAACCUAAGCCUCAAGUUACAUGGCUAAAGGAUGGCAAGACUCUGUCUUCGAGCAAACGAAUCGUCCCAACCGUCCGAGGUGAUACUUACGAGUUGGUUAUCAAGAAAUCGACGCCGGAGGAUACAGGAACAUACACGUGCACUGCCACUAACAACAUUGGGAAGUGUUCCAGUGAUUUUACCGUCAAUGUUAAAGUACCAAAACCAAAGGGAGAGGCGCCUACCUUUACAAGCGAGCUUUCCCCUCCUUUAGGUAAAGAAGGUGAUGCCUACAAGCUUAUCUGCAAGGUCUCCGGGAAACCAAAGCCGUCAAUAGAGUGGUAUAAGGGCGACAAGCCCGUGGCGAUGGAUAACCGAGUGAAAUCUCAAUAUGAUGGAGUUCAAAGCACGCUGUCGUUCAAAGAACUCGAUCUAAGUGAUGAAGGGGUUUACCGGUGUGUAGUAACAAACGAGCUUGGUACUUGUUCAUCUGAGGGAAAAGUGAGUGUGACUAAAAAAAGCAUCAAGCCCUUGUUUACCCAGAAGCUGACGAAUGUAGACACAGUUGAAUCCGGCGAGGCAAGAUUUGAUGUGACUAUAGAAGGAUAUCCAAAACCUACAGUGGAAUGGUACCAAGGCAAGAAUAAGAUUGGUAGCUCAGAAAAGCACAAAAUCUUGGAGGAUGAUGAUGGAAAAUGUUCCUUGAUUAUCAAAGAUUUGACGAAGGAUGACGCCGGUGCAUAUAAGUGUGUCGCAACUAAUGAUGCUGGCCAGACCUCGCUGCGAGGGGAUUUAUCCGUCAAAGAGAAACAGAUAGCACCACAGAUAAAAGAGAAAGAACAAGAACCAAUCGAGGUGUUUGAGGGCGAGAGUGUAAAUCUGGAUCUGACGAUAACAGGAAAGCCCAAACCUGAAGUUGUUUGGUACAAAGAUGGUAAACCCCUGCGCAAGACUAAGUCUAUCGAUUUGAAAUCAACUGAUGACUCCUAUUUCCUCUCGAUACCUAAGGCAACACCGAGUGACUCUGGGAAGUACAAAUGUGAGGCUAAGAAUAAGAUUGGGACAUCAGCCAGAGACUUCGACGUCAACGUCAAAGUCAAAGGUGAAGCACCCACAGUUACCAGUGAAUUGAAGCCAGACAAGGUGCAAGAAGGCGAACAGUACAAAUUUACUUGUGCAGUAACUGGAAAGCCUAAACCAGUCAUUUCCUGGUACAAGGAUGGCCAGCCAAUCAAGGCUGACAGACGAGUUAAAGACAGCUUUGAUGGAACGACGAGUACGUUAUUGAUAAAAGACGUAAAGCAGGAUGACAAAGGGACUUACAAGGUCGAGAUUACUAAUGAUCUCGGAUCCAUCAGCAGUACUGCUGACUUAGAAGUGACGCCGAAGCCCGCGAAGCCUGAAGUCGUGCGUAAAAUGGAAAAUGUUGAAUCGGUAGAAGGGAGCGAUGCAUUUUUUGAGGUUAAGUUCAAGGGUUACCCAAUUCCAAAACUAGAGUGGUUUCACGACUCCAAGAAGAUUGAGCCAUCAAGUCGCUUUAAGAUAACAACUGACGACACAGAGCAGACAUCGAGUCUUGUGAUCAGUGACCUGAGACUGGAUGACAGUGGGGCCUAUCAAUGUAUUGCUAGUAAUGAGGCAGGGGAGUGUAACCUGAGAGCUGACCUUAAAGUGAAAAAUAAACCAUUCGCACCUGAAUUUGCCGAUGGUGAUCUUGAGCCUAUAGAAGUAAAAGAAGACCAAGCAGUAAAUGUGCGUCUUACAGUAACUGGGAAUCCCAAACCGGAGGUGACGUGGUACAAGGAUGGAACUCAAUUGCAUGACACGAAGAAAUUGAAGUUAAAAGCAACUGGUGAUGUUCAUGAAUUAUCUAUACCGAAGGCAUCGACCAACGACGAGGGACAGUAUUUCUGUGAAGCAAGUAACCCACUUGGAUCCCCAAAGAGAACUUUCAAAGUCACUGUAGUACCAAAAGGAGUCGCGCCUGUUAUAGAAAGUGGACUAAUGCCAUUGCAAGUCACGGAAGGAAACGGGUGCAAAAUGGUCUGUAAAGUAAGUGGCAAGCCACAGCCCAAGAUUGAGUGGUUUAAAGAUGGGAAACCACUUAAAUCUGAUAAUCGUUUAACACCAGCAUUUGACGGAAGCUCUUGUACUCUGACCUUCAAAAGCACUACCCUGGAUGAUGCAGGUGAAUACAAGGUUAAGGUUACCAACGAAGUAGGGUCGGUCACCAGUCUAGCCGAUAUCAAUGUACAAAAGGCUAAAGUCAAACCAGAAUUUUUAAGAAAGGUGGAAGAUGUUACGGCAUUAGAGACUGAGCAGGUGUGGUUUGAAAUUCCGAUCCAAGGCUAUCCAAGACCUAUCGUUGAAUGGUAUCGCGGAACUACUAGGAUUAAAGACGGAGGGAGGUUCACAAUUUCUGAAUCAGAAGAGAACGACAUGUAUAGCUUAGUUAUCGAUGAGGCGAGGACGGAGGAUUCUGGGCCUUACAAAUGUGUAGCUAGCAAUGAUGCUGGAAAAACGACAGCCUUACUAAAUCUAGAUGUGAACGAGAAAGUGGUCCAGCCUGAGUUUGACAAAGAGGUGAAACCGAUCGAGGUUAAACACGGAGAAGAGGCGACUACAAGUUUGGAAAUCAAAGGAAAGCCGAAACCGAAAGUAACGUGGUACAAGGACGGGAAAGUACUACGAGAGUCAAAGAACAUUCAGCUUAAAUCUAUUGGAGAUACAUACUCGAUCAGAAUCGUUCGAACCGCCCCAGAAGAUGUUGGGACAUAUAUGUGCGAAGCUACAAACAAGGCAGGACUUGCAUCGAGAAAGUUUGACAUCACUAUUAAAGGUGAGGCUCCUACACUUAGCAGUAAGCUACAGCCGAUCCAAGUUACAGAAGAAGACGAUUGUAAGCUGACUUGCAAAGUCUCUGGUUUACCAGAACCAACUAUUAAAUGGUUCAAGGAUGGCGAGCCGGUCAAGUCUGAUCUUCGCAUCAAACCAACAUACGACGGCAAAACCUGCACCCUCACCUUUAAAGGUAUUACGAUGGAUGAUGGGGGAGAAUAUGAAGUUCAAGUUACCAACAACUUUGGAACCGUAAGAACUUCUGCUGAUAUCGAUGUACAAAGGAGAAAUGUAAAGCCGGAAAUUGUGGGGAAAGUACACGACAUAGAGGCGUUAGAGACAGAGCAGGCGCGAUUUGACAUCCCAAUCAAAGGCUAUCCAAAGCCUGUCGUCGAGUGGUUUCACGGACCGACAAGGAUUAUGGACGGAGGGAGGUUCAAACUUUCUGAAUCAGAGGAGAACGACAUGUAUAGUCUGGUUAUCAGCGAUUUGGUAAUGGACGACUUGGGUACUUACAAGUGUGUUGCCAAUAAUGAUGCAGGCAAAACGACGGCGCGAGCAAAUCUAGAUGUGAAGGAGAAAAUGUUCCAGCCUGAGUUCGACAAAGACGAGGUGGAACCGAUCGAGGUUAAACAAGGAGAAGAAGCUAGUACAAGUUUGGUAAUCCGAGGAAAGCCGAAGCCUGAAGUGACUUGGUUCAAGGAUGGUAAACCGCUACGAGAGUCAAAGAACAUUCAGCUGAAAUCUAUUGGAGAUACAUACUCCAUCAGAAUCGUCCGAACCUCUCCAGAAGAUGCUGGGACAUAUAUGUGCGAAGCUACAAAUCCAUCUGGCAAAGCAUCGAAGAAUUUCGACAUCGGGAUAAAAGGUGAAGCCCCUACAUUUGCAAGUAAGCUACAGCCGAUUCAAGUUACAGAAGAAGACGAAUGUAAGCUGACUUGCAAAGUCUCUGGUUUACCAGAACCCACUAUCAAAUGGUUCAAGGAUGGCGAGCCGGUCAAGUCUGAUCUUCGCAUCAAACCAACAUACGACGGCAAAACCUGCACCCUCACCUUUAAAGGUAUUACGAUGGAUGAUGGGGGAGAAUAUGAAGUUGAAGUCACCAACAACUUUGGAACCGUAAGAACUUCUGCUGAUGUCGAUGUACAAAAGAGAAGUGUGAAGCCGGAAAUUGUUGGGAAUGUAGACGACAUAGAGGCGGUUGAGACAGAACAGGCGCAAUUUGACAUCCCGAUCAAAGGCUAUCCAAAGCCUGUUGUCGAGUGGUAUCACGGACCGACAAGGAUUUUGGACGGAGGGAGGUUCAAAAUUUCUGAAUCAGAGGAGAACGACAUGUAUAGUCUGGUUAUCAAUAAUUUGAUAAUGGACGACUUGGGUACUUACAAGUGUGUAGCCAGUAAUGAUGCUGGCAAAGCGACGGCGCGAGUAAAUCUAGAUGUGAAGGAGAAAAUGUUCCAGCCUGAGUUCGACAGAGACGAGGUGGAACCGAUUGAGGUUAAACAAGGAGAAGAAGCGAGCACAAGUUUGGAAAUUCAAGGAAAGCCAAAGCCAAAGGUAACGUGGUAUAAGGAUGGAAAAGUUCUGCGAGAGACUAGAAACACUCAGUUGAUGUCUAUUGGAAAUACGCACUCGGUCACGAUCAUAAGAACUACCCCUGAUGAUGUUGGGACAUACAUGUGCGAGGCUACAAAUAAAGCGGGCACUUCUUCAAGAAAGUUCGACAUCAAAGUUUCAGGAGAAGGGCCUAAGUUGGCAAGCGAGCUUCAACCCAUGCAAGUCACUGAAGGUGAUGAUUGCAAACUUUCCUGCAACGUAACAGAGGGAACGACUAAGCCCAUAAUCAAAUGGUUCAAAGACGGUGAGCCAGUCAAGUCUGAUCAUCGCAUCAAGCCAUCAUACUACGGUAAAACCUGCGUCCUCAAUUUGGAUGGUGUAACAAUGGCCGAUGCAGGAGAUUAUGAAGUUGAAAUCACCAACAAAUUUGGAACCGUUAAAAGUUCUGCUGAUAUCGAUGUACAGAGGAGAAAUGUGAAGCCGGAAAUUGUUGGGAAUGUAGACGACAUAGAGGCGGUAGAAACAGAACAGGCGCGAUUUGACAUCCCGAUCAAAGGCUAUCCAAAGCCUGUUGUCGAGUGGUAUCACGGACCGACAAGGAUUCCAGACGGAGGGAGGUUCAAAAUUUCUGAAUCAGAGGAGAACGACAUGUAUAGCCUGGUAAUCAGUGAUUUGGCAAUGGACGACUUGGGUACUUACAAGUGUGUUGCCAGUAAUGAUGCAGGCAAAACAACGGCGCGAGUAAAUCUAGAUGUGAAGGAGAAAAUGUUCCAACCUGAGUUUGAGAAGGACAAGGUGGAACCGAUCGAGGUUAAACAAGGAGAAGAAACUAGUACAAGUUUGGUAAUCCGAGGAAAGCCGAAGCCAAAGGUAACUUGGUACAAAGACUUGGUACCUUUAUUGGAGACACGAAGCAUUCAGCUGAAAUCUGUUGGUGAUGAACAUACCUUAGAGAUCAUCAAUGCAACCCCAGAUGAUGAAGGAAAAUACAAGUGUGAAGCCACAAAUAAAGCGGGCACUGCGUUUAGAUCAUUUGACAUCAAAGUAAAAGUGGCAGAACCACAAGGUAAAACUCCAAAGAUUACGACUGAAAUGACCGAUAUCCAAGCUAUCGAUGGCGAAGACUGUAAAUUGAUUUGUCAUGUCACCGGAGAACCUAAUCCGGAGGUCGAAUGGUUCAAAGAUGGAAAACCACUAAAGGCAAAUCACCGUCUUGUCCCCAGUUUUGAAGAGCGCAUGAUAGCCUUAUCGUUUAGGCCAAUCAAGCUAGAAGAUAUGGGUAGAUACAAAUGUGUUAUAAGCAACGUCUUUGGAAGUGUCUCCAGUGCAGCUGAGGUGAAUGUCGAGGAUAGAUCUUUAAAACCUGAAGUCAUCACAACCAUGCGUGACUGUGACUGUGUUGAAGAGGAAACUGCCUCAUUCCAUUGUGAGUUUUCUGGAAAACCUGAACCAGAAAUUGAGUGGUUUUGUGGACCAAAUCCUAUCGUGCCAGGGGGGCGCUUUCAUGUUACAGAGGAAGGCAAUAUUCAAUCUCUUGCCAUUUCCGAUCUGAAACUUGAAGACGCUGGUAACUACAAAUGCGUUGCCAGCAAUGCCGCCGGGAAAACAACAACCAGAGCUGAACUCAAAGUAAAUGAAAAACUUUUUGCUCCUGAGUUUGAAGAUUGGAAGGACACUAUCGAUGCUCUUGAUGGCCAAGACGUCAAUAUAAAUACCUGGGUCAGAGGUAAGCCAAAGCCAGAAAUAGUAUGGCUUAAAGAUGGCGAAGAGUUGCGGAACACAAUGCAUGUACAGAUUAAAUCUUAUGGAGAUUCGCAUGGUUUGGUUCUUUACAAAGUGUCGCCAGAAGAUGCAGGAAUGUACACCUGUCGAGCGAAGAACAACGCUGGUAUUGUGUCAAAAGAUGUUACUAUCACAGUCGAAGCACUUAAGAAAAAAGGCGACACUCCUACUUUUAUGAGCAAGUUAGAGCCGAUAGAGAUUACAGAAGGGGAUGACUUCCAGCUUUCGUGCAACGUGACUGGAAGACCUCAGCCCGAGGUACAGUGGUUCAGGGAUGAAGUGUUGAUAAAGCCAUCCCGUCGUUUCAAAGCAUCCUACGAUGGGAAUGUCAGCGCGUUAACUGUUAAAGAAGCAGAACUCGACGAUGACGGCGUGUAUAAGUGUGUGGUUACUAAUAAUUUUGGAUCAGUUUCGAGCAAAGCCGACGUGACGGUGUUGAAAAAGCACCUUAGGCCAGAAGUUCUUCAGAAAAUGGAUGAUGUUCGAACUGUCGAGGGUGGAAAAGCUAACUUUGCUGUCAAGAUAGACGCGUUUCCCAAGCCUGAGAUUGAAUGGUACUUAGGUGCUACUAAGAUAACUGAUGGCGGUAGAUUUAAGAUCAAAACAGAUAAGGAAAACUGUAGUUAUAUUCUUUUCAUCGACGAUGUGAAGCUGGAUGAUGCUGGAACGGUGAAGUGUUCUGCCACCAAUGCCGCGGGGAAGACAGUCGUGCGCGCCGAUUUAGAAGUCGAAGAGAAAAAUGUGGCACCUUCCUUUCAUGGUCGCCAAGGUCGAUUACGCGUAAAAGAAGGAAGAGAAGCAAGUGUGUACUUCGAAAUUUCAGGGAAACCAAAGCCAUCUGUUACAUGGUACAAAGAUGACGUCGUUAUCGGUGAUGAAGACCGUAAUGUAGAUAUCUACUCCCGAGGUAGCUCGUAUUAUUUCACAAUCAAGCAGGCGCGUCCUGAAGAUAAGGGAACGUACAAGUGUGAAGCUAGAAAUGACGUUGGCACUGCCUUUGAGACGUUUCCAAUCGAUUUAGAAGUCAAACAAGAUGUAAUGAUAGCUCCUGAAAUAAGGCAACAACUACAGGCUGAGGACGUCACGGAAGGUGAUGAUUGCCGGCUGACAUGUAAAGUGUCUGGUUACCCCGAGCCUACCCUCGAAUGGUUAAAAAAUAACGAGCUUUUGUCUGAUAAUGAUCGUUUCAAGACAAGGUUUGAUGGCCAAACAGGCACCCUUACCAUCAGAAACGUUACACUUGCUGAUGCUUUACCCUACAAAGUGGUGGUACGUAAUGAUGCUGGAGAGGUUUCAAGCUCAGCUAAGCUGAAGGUAAUACGGAAAUGUACCAAGCCAGAGGUGCUCGAGAAGAUGAAGGAUGUAAAGGGUGUCGAAGGCGAUGAGGCAACAUUUAACGUCAAACUGUCGGGCUAUCCAUCUCCUGAUAUCGAAUGGUACUAUGGAACAACCAGAAUCAGAGACGGUGGAAGAUACAAGUUUUCUCGAGAUGAUCAGAAAUACUCACUGACAAUAAAAGACCUGAACCUUCAGGAUAUUGGUACGUACAAAUGCAUCGCUUCAAACGAGGCUGGGAAAGUCACACAAAGAGCAGAGCUAGAGGUGAAAGAGAGGGACUAUGCUCCAAUAUUUGAGGAAAAACAAUUCCUCGAGCCCUUGGAAAUUCACGUACGUCAACCAGUAGAAGUAAGCUAUCACGUGAGAGGAAGACCAAAGCCAACGGUAACAUGGUGGAAGAACGGGAAAGAACUGCGUGACAGGAAACAUGUCGAAAUUCGGUCUGGUGGCACCUAUCACACCCUGUACAUCUUAAGAUCAGAAGAAGAGGAUGCUGGAAGUUAUAAGUGCCUUGCUCGUAAUGAUGUUGGCUCCGCGGAAAGACUGUUUGAGGUGCAAGUUGAAGGUGUAAAGCCCAAAGAAGAAGCGCCCAAGCUUACAAGCCAACUCCGAUCUGCCAGAAUAACAGAAGGUGAUGAUUUUGAGCUAGCCUGCGACGUUAAGGGAACACCUGAUCCUUCAUAUGAAUGGCUGAAAGACGACAAGCCAGUUAAGUUCGAUCGUCAUCUCUCUUCUAGUUUUGAUGGCAAGAAGUGCACGUUGAAUUUCAAGAGGGUUCAACUCUCUGAUCAAGGCUCCUACACAGUGAAAUUUAAGAAUGCGCAUGGCUCCACUUACAGCUCUGCCAACCUGGACAUUGUAAAAUCCAAGUCAAAACCGGAGAUAUUGGAAACAAUGAAAGACGCCGAGGGCAUAGAGACCGGUAAGGCUAAGUUCGAUGUGAAAAUUAAAGCCUACCCAAAAGCCGAAGUAGAAUGGUACCACAGAUCAGCAAGGAUAUAUGAUGGUGGUCGGUAUUGUCUUACGCAGGAUGAAGAGGACGGUACUUACUCAGUUACAAUAAAUGACCUUCGUCUUGAAGAUUGUGGUACGUACAAGAUAGUAGCAUUCAACGAUAUUGGCAAAACCUCUGAGCGCGCGGAACUGACAGUAAAAGAAAAACUCAUCGCACCCGAGUUUGAAGGCAGAGAGACUGAAGUGCCAUUCCGCGCUAAAGAAAAGUCAGACCUUGAAGUGAGCUAUAAUAUCAAUGGCAAGCCAUCACCAGAUGUAUCUUGGUAUCGUGACGAUAGACUGUUACUCGAUGGACGGAAACACGAAAUGCGCAAGCGUGGAAACACAUAUCGUUUCACUGUCUUUAAUGUGUCUGCUGGAGACGCUGGGUCCUACAGAUGUGAAGCAAAGAAUAGAGUUGGAUCAGCUACAAGGAACUUCAACGUCGAGAUUGAAGUUCCCAAGGCGAGGGACGAAGCACCAUCAUUCACGACCACACUUAAACCCAUAGAAGUAACGGAAGGAGAAAACCACACGUUUAUAUGCAGAGUGCAUGCUCGACCAGAACCAAGUCUAACGUGGUACAGAAACAAAAACGAGAUCGUUCCCGAUGGACGUUCAAGAACAACGUUCGACGGCGAGACGUACAAGCUGAUUUUACAAGAUAUCAAAAUCAAAGAUGCUGGACAAUAUGAAUGCAUUGCUUCAAACCCAAUUGGUAAGGCUUUUUGUACUGCAGAGAUGACGGUCAACAAACGGGAAGUCAAGCCUGUGAUUAAGGAAGUAAGUAAGACAUUUGAAGUCAGUGAGGGCGGCACUGCGAGCAUCGAAGUAAAGGUUUCUGGCGUUCCGGUACCAACAGUUGAAUGGUAUCACGGUUCCAAUCGAGUGCUUGAUGGCGAUCGCUUUCAAGUAACCCAGGAAGGAGAUUACCACACACUAUCAAUCAGGGAUGUAAGAGAUCAUGACGCUGCGUCUUACAAAUGUGUUGCAUUCAAUAAUGCCGGGAGGACGACCUAUCGGGCCGAUCUUGUUAUUACAGAAAGGGAGUAUGCUCCUGAAUUCGAAGACUUCGACGAAAAAAGGAUAGCCGUACGAGAGGGCCAAAAUGCAAUUACAAAUAUGACCAUUAGGGCCCGACCAAGUCCCGAUGUUGAGUGGUACAAAGGUGACACGCUUUUAAUGUCCGACCGAAAGAUCGACUUGAAAACUAUUGGAGGGUUGUACUACCUAGAAAUCCGCAAAGCGACUCUGGAUGAUGCUGGAACGUACAUCUGCAAAGCAACCAACAGUAUCGGGUCAACAUCCAGAAGGAUUAUUGUGGACGUUGAAGCUUUAAAAGAGGCCCCAGUAUUUGUAUCUAAAUUACGACCACUGUUUGUGACUGAGGGAGACAAUGUAAGCUGGAUGUGCAAGGUAGCUGGCAUGCCUCGUCCAACUGUCGAGUGGUACAGGGACAACCAGCCACUGCGUGCCGAUACUCGCUGGAAAAUGGACUUUGAUGGACGCGUCUGCUCUCUUUUCCUCAGUGAGGCUGACUGUAAGGACAAAGGAGUAUAUAAUUGCGUACUUACUAAUUCUGCCGGAAGUGCUUUCUCUUCAGCCGAACUUCAAGUGGACAAAAAGGCAAACAAGCCCAAAGUUAUCGAAAAGAUGAACGAUGUUCAAACAGUUGAGGGCACUGAAGCACGCUUUGACGUACGAUUUAGCGGCCUGCCAAGACCUGAAGUGACAUGGUACCGAAAUUCUAUCAAGGUCCGGAAUGAAAGUAGAUUCCAUCUGUCAGAAGACGGCGAUCGCUAUUCGCUGACCAUAACUGAUACAAAGCUGGUUGACACUGGCACUUACAAAUGUGUUGCAACGAAUGAAGGCGGAAAGAUAACAUCUCGAGGCGAUCUGGAUGUGCGAGAGCGGCAGUUUGCACCAGAAUUCUACGGCGAUGACGAGCUAAAAGAGCCUGUCGUUGUCCAGGAAAGCGAUGCCAUCAAUUUCAAGGUUCGUGUACGCGGCAAGCCUGUGCCAACUAUCGUUUGGUAUAAAGAUGGAGAGAUGGUACGAGAUGUUAGACGAUUCGAGAUCAGGUCUCGUGGAGACAUCUACACAUUUGCAACCUACAGCGCCAGUGCAGAGGAUGCGGGCACAUACACUUGUGAAGCUUCCAACAAAUUGGGCAAGUGCUCCCGAGACUUCAACUUACACGUUGAUGUCCCGAAAGAGCAAUGGGAAGCGCCCUCAUUUAAAUCCGAACUUCAACCUGUUAUAUUGGAAGAAGGAGGAACAGGUGUGCUGGUCGGUGAGGUAGCCGGGAAGCCUUUACCAACAAUUCAAUGGAUGAAGGACGAUUACCCUGUACUGUUUGGUCAUCGUGUUCGACCACAGUUCGACGGUAGAACGUGUAAGGUGAUCUUCCGCGAGGCGUUAAUCGGCGAUGGAGGGAUGUACGAGUGCAUUAUCAAGAACCAGUGCGGGGAAGCAUCCUCCAAGGCAUUAGUCGGCGUUAACAGAGGCACAGUGGGGCCAGAAAUAAUCGAAAAGCCUGCAGGCCUUGUGAUUGUAGAGGGAAACGACGCUCGCUUUGAUGUACGAAUCCGGGGACACCCUACCCCGGAAGUUGAAUGGUUCUACGGUUCUGAGAGGUUGACUGACGGAGUAAAAUAUAGAAUAGAGUCCAACCCAGAGAUUGGGUUAUACUCCUUGGUUGUCUCCAAAGUACAACUUGACCAGACAGGACAUUACAGAAUCGUGGCCUCAAACGAGCACGGUAAAGCACAGGCCUUAUUAGAUCUAACUGUGAAUGAGCGAUUGUACGCUCCUGAAUUUCUGGAGGAUGACGGUGAGUGGUCCAAAGUCGUGCGCAAGGGAGGUUUUGUAAAUAUUACCUUCACACUGAUGGGCAAUCCUAGACCGUUUGUCACGUGGUACAAGGAUGGGAUCCUGCUGUAUGAUACCAGCCGUAUGGACAUGAGAUCCCGCGGUGACAUUCAAUAUUGCAACAUUUUCUUUGUUGGUCCAGAAGAUACCGGAACCUACGUCUGCGAGGCGCACAACCGUCUAGGAAGUAGCUUCAGGAGCUGCACAAUUGAAAUCAAAGAACCAAAGUCUGUGGAUUCCACUGACACUAGAGCCCCAGGACAGCUUAUUCCCGUGAAACAUAAGUUCGACUUCGAGGGAGUUUCCGGAGGUAAAGCUCGCUGUGACGUUCUUGUCAAAAAGAGUGACAUCAUCGAUAUCGAAUGGUUCAGAGGCACUAAUAUGUUGAGGGACGGCGAUAAAUACAAAAUCCUGAAGUCGGACGACGGUCAGACCUUGUCUCUCAUAGUAGAAAACGUCUGUGGUGAGGAUGCUGGUACAUAUCGCUGCGUGGUGCACACUCCAGCCGGACAGACAACCAUCCGCGGAGAGUUGCACAUCAAGGAAAAACAACAAGCGCCAUUGUUCCUUGACGAGAAGGUUUCCCAAGAAAAGUUUUCCCUCCCUCAAGGUCAAGAAAUGAACAAGAGUUUCACCGUCACUGGAUCUCCGACUCCGCACAUCACUUGGUAUAAGGACGGUGAGCCACUUGAUGACACGCGCAGGAUUGACAUUCGGUCCCGAGGGAAUGUUUACUACCUGGGAAUCUUGAACCUCAAGCCUGAGGACGCAGGAACAUACACGUGUGAGGCGGGUAAUAGGAUUGGUGCGGCAUAUAGAUCAUUUGAGGUCGACGUAACGGCCCCCAAGGUUAAGGGAGAGGCCCCAAGUUUCUCACUUGAAUUGCGCCCAAUAGCAGCCAUCGAAGAAUUUGACUCAAAGCUUAUCUGUCAUGUAAGCGGCAAACCAAAACCCCAAAUCAAGUGGACGAAAAACGGAAAGCCUGUGGAAAGUGAUGGACGUCUGAGAACGGACUAUGACGGCAUCGUAGCGUAUUUAUCGAUCUGGCAAGUUUCCCAUGACGAUGCAGGGACUUAUGAAUGUAUUGCAAGUAACGCCGCGGGGACGGUAUCAAGCUCAGCUGCUCUGACUGUCAGCAGAAGAAAUAUGCGUCCUCUUAUCACCCACAAACUCCACGAUAUGAAGGCUUAUGAGGGAAAGGAGGCGCGUUUCGAUAUUGAAGUUACCGGACACCCUUCCCCUACCGUCGAAUGGUUCAAGGGACCUUCCGGGAUCUCUGAAGGAAGAAGAUACCAGCUUAUGUCAAACGAAGAACAAGGUAAACACUCGUUGAUAGUUAGUGACCUUAACGCUGACGAUGACGGCAUUUACAAAUGCGUUGCACAAAACCUCGCCGGCAAGGCCAGUACUCGUGCGAUGCUUGAUGUCAUCGCCAGGGACUUCGGACCGGAAUUUGACGAGGAAGAAUCACCAAAGCCUGUGAUAGUGAAUGAAGGCGAGGAGGCACAGAUGAUGGUAAGCGUACGUGGAAGACCCAAGGCUGUUGUUGAGUGGUUCAAAGACGACAAGUUCCUGUACGAUAGUAGACGCAUGGGAGUCAGGUCAUGUGGCAAUAGCCACUACCUUGUCAUAUAUCAUGUGACACCGGAGGACGAGGGCAGCUAUAAGUGCGUCGCAAGCAGCACUAACGGCAGAUCAUCCCGAACAUUUGACCUUUCAGUCAAAGUACCUAAACCAAAGGACAAAUGGUCGCUACCGGCGUUCUCCUCCAAGCUAAGGCCACUGGAAACACUAGAAGGGGAAAAGACCAAGUUCGUUGUUAAUGUGUCCGGCGAGCCGAUACCGACAGUUGAAUGGUUCAAAGACGAUACGCCAAUCAAGCACGAGGAUCGCUUUAGAACUUACUUUGACGGAAGAGUCUGUAUGCUUGUGUUCAGAAAGACAGGUCUGGAUGACCAAGGCGUAUAUAAAUGUGUCCUUCGUAAUGAUGUGGGUACAGUGUCCUCCAGUGCUAACCUUAUUGUGUCUAAAAAAUCUGCGAGUCCACAAGUCGUGCCUAAGAUUAAAUUCGUAGACUCGUUUGAAUGCAGCGAAGCCAGGCUGGAAGCUCAUGUUGCCGGAGUUCCUCGACCAACUGUGGAGUGGUUUCUCGGAAGUGCUAAGCUCUGUGAUGGGGAGAGAUACCGCUUGGAACAAACAGAUAACUUGUAUACGCUUGUAAUAUCAAAUCUACAUAUGGAGGAUACGGGUCCAUAUAAGAUCAUUGCAACCAACGAGCAUGGCUCCACCGGGUCCGUUGUAGAUCUGACAGUCAAAGAACGGCUCUUUGGUCCCGAGUUCUUGGAGGAGGAAGGAGUAUGGAAUAAAGUUGCCAAGGCCGGCGGAUUCGUCAAUAUCAGCUUCACUUUGAAAGGAAAUCCGAGGCCACAUGUAGUUUGGUACAGGGACGGCAUCUUGCUGUAUGAUACGACGCGAAUGGAUAUCAGGUCUAGGGGUGAUCUGCAUUAUGUCAACAUCUACGGUCUUACCCUUGAAGAUGCAGGAAACUAUGUCUGUGAGGCACGCAGUCGCAUUGGUACGGCAAUAAGGAGCUGUACACUUGAAAUAAAAGUACCAUCGAUGGCUGGACCAGAAGAAAAGAAGAUCUCGAAGCCUCUGAUCGCCCAGGCCGAUAAUGAUGUGCAAGCGGUAGAGGGCUGGAAGGUGCAGUUUCAGACACGCAUCACAGGCUACCCCUAUCCUCAUGUCGAGUGGUAUCGAGGAACGAUCAAACUACACGACAGCGACAAGUACAAAAUCGCUCAGACCAAGGAGGACGGCCUAUACUCGCUGAUCGUCAAUGACGUAACCAAAGACGAUAUCGGCACUUACAAGUGCCUGGCCACAAACUCGGCUGGCUCAUCAGCUUGCCGUAUUAACCUUGACGUGAAAGACAAACAAUAUGCUCCUGAAAUCCCCGGGCACGAGGAUCGUCAGGAGCUGAACGUCCCUGAAGGGCAAGAGAUCAACAUGGACGUAGUAAUCAAAAGCAAACCUAGACUAGAAGUGUCGUGGUACAAAGACGGAGAACUUCUCCAGGACACGAAGCGUAUAGACAUCCGUUCCAGAGGUGAUCACUACUACCUAGUCAUCCCAUCUGCGGCCCCAGAGGAUUCGGGCUUGUACAAGUGCGAGGGAGUGUCUACUUUAGGGACAUCGUCUAAGACGUUUGACGUUAAAGUUGGAGUUCCCGACGGAAGCAGGGUUACUCCAAAAUUCCUAAGUCACCUGAAUUCACUUGAUGUUGAUGAGGGAGAUUCCGCCAAGCUGACGUGCAAAAUGUUUGGUAAACCUGAACCUACUGUUGAGUGGUUCAAAGACGACCAGCUUAUAACUAACAAUGACCGUGUGAGAUCCUCCGUCGUUGGAAACACUUGCACUCUCAUCUUCGAAACUGUUAAUAUCCAAGACCGUGGAGCGUAUAGAUGUACUGCAACAAACCAGGAGGGAUCGACUUCUAGUAGCGCAGUUAUCGUCGUCAAUAGAGCGAGUAUUACGCCACGAAUAAUCGAGAAGCCUCGAGAUGUUGAUGCAGUCGACGGAACAGAUGCAAAGUUUACUGUUCGCGUUGAAGGAUUCCCGCAGCCAAAGGUCACAUGGUUCCAUGAAUCCACGAAAAUCGUGAGCAGAGGGAGGUACGAAAUCAGCAGAGUCGGCGACUUAUACUCGCUAGUCAUCAGAGGCGUGGAGUACCUCCAUGUAGGCACCUACAAAUGUAUAGCAACUAACGACGCAGGUAAAGUUACAGCACACUGCCAUCUUGAUGUCACCAAACAGGACUUUGCACCGAUUGUUGCCGGGAGCGAGAUGCCGGAACCCAUUGUUGUCAGAGAAGGCUGCGAGGUGUCUAUGAUGGCCAAUGUAAGAGGAAAGCCAGCUCCGACUGUAGAGUGGUUCAAAGACGGACAAUUGCUCAGCAACACCAACAAUCUGCACUUGAGGGCUCGUGGGGAAUACUUUAAUCUAGAUCUCCUAAAAACUACUCAAGCAGAUUCAGGGACUUAUAAAUUUGUGGCUACGAAUGACCUUGGAAGCGCUUACAGAAUAUUCAACUUGAAUGUUACAGCUAUCGCUCCUAAGGAAAAAUGGUCAUCCCCUAUCUUUGUGACAGAGCUCUCCCCUUUGAGUGUGACAGAAGGUGACUACACCAAGUUUGUAGCUCACGUAUCUGGCGUCCCUCUACCCUCCAUCCAAUGGUAUAAAGACGACAACCCAAUCAGCUCUAACCAUCGCAUCCGAACCUUCUUCGACGGCCAUGUUGUCAAGCUAUUGAUCGGGCAAAUAACACUUGAAGACCAAGGACAGUACAAAGUUGUCCUAAAGAACGAGUCAGGCAGCGCCACGUCUUCCGCUAAGUUGUCAGUGAGGGAGGAAUACGGUAAGCCUGCGAUAACUCAGCUAUACCGCGACGUUGAAGGAUUCGACGGAAGCGAAUCGGAGCUAACAGUACAAGUUAGUGGUGUACCUGCAGCCGAGGUCGAGUGGUUCCGUGGCAAAACCAAACUCUUCCCAAGCGAACGGUAUCAUUUCAAACAGGACAAUGACUCUCAUUCACUAGUUAUCCGCGACUUGUGUCGUGACGACUCAGGUGCGUACAAAAUCAUUGCUACCAACGAAUACGGAAGAACAGGGGCUCUCAUCGACCUGACUGUGAAAGAACGACUCUUUGGGCCUGAAUUUAUCGAGGAAGAUGGGAAAUGGUCGAAAAUUGUACGAGAACGCGGCUUUGCGAAUAUCACCUUCAUGGUGCUUGGUAAUCCCAGGCCUGCGGUGUUCUGGUUUAAAGACGGUGUUCAGUUAUACGAGACAAGUCGUAUGGAUAUGAGAUCUAGGGACAGCCUGCAGUACUUGAACAUAUUCGGCCUGACGCCUGAUGACGCGGGGACGUAUGUGUGCGAGGCGCGUAGUCGAUUGGGUACAUGCUUCCGGAGCUGCACCCUGGACGUCAAAGCUGUUCGUCCUCGAAGGGGAAAUGAAGUUCAAGCCUGUAAACCCCAAACCUCGAAGAUGGCAAACGUGACCGCUGUGGAAGGCUGGAAGGUGCAGUUGGAUACACGGAUGACGGGAUAUCCAGUUCCGAUUGUUGAAUGGUUCCGCGGAGAAGAAAAGAUAACAGACGGGGGAAGAUACAAGACUGCAAGGAUGGAAGACGAAGGACUAUAUUCCCUUAUUAUCAGUGACGUUCAACUAGAAGAUUCGGGGUCUUACCGGGCAGUGGCCUCUAAUAAUUUGGGAGAAGCGACAACACUUGCGGAAUUAACAGUGAAGGGCAAGCAUUUCGCGCGCGAGUUGGAGGAGGGAGGUUGCCACAGCCGCUUGACAUUUAGGAAGGGACAGAUGGUAAGCGUCAAGGCCAUCGUGCCGGCACAUCCAAAGCAGGUCAUAUGGUAUAAGGACGGUAUCCGUCUGGAAGACUCGAGACGUGUUAACCUCCGGUCUGUCGGAGAGAGGUAUUAUGUCGUAGUCCCUUCCGCGUCUUUUGAGGACAGUGGCAUUUACAAGUGCGAAACUACUAGCGAGAAAGAAACAACCUCCCAGCUAUUUGACAUCCAUAUCGAAGAUGUUUGCAAGAGUGCUUUGGCUCCAGGAUUCAAGUCCGCCUUACGUUCUCUUGAUGUAACAGAAGACGAAUCCGCCGAGUUUCGCUGUGAAGUGUCCGGAUCACCCGCACCACGCAUUCAGUGGUUCAUGAAUGACCAACCAGUAUCCAGGGACUCGCGUAUUAUAACCUCAUCAGACGGACCCGUUCACAAACUAGCUAUUACCAAAGCAACCUUACAGGACACUGGCGUUUAUAAAUGCCUUGCUGUGAAUGACAAUGGCUCUGCGACGUCAACAGCGGAUCUCAACGUAAGUCACUGCCGAAUGAAGCCGACUUUUGUGGAGCGUCUACGAGAGGUGACAACUGUUUUUGGUGGAGAGGCGAGUUUCAGCGUGCGUGUUAAAGGUUUCCCCAGACCAAAGAUUGUCUGGUAUAAGGACAUAACGAGGUUGAUCAACAGGGGGCGCUUCCACAUCAGCGAGGAAGGGGAUUUGUACAACCUAACAAUCGAAAAUGUAGGGCGUGAUGAUAGCGGAACCUACAUGUGCAUCCUUUCCAACGCUGUUGGUAAAGAAACUUGCCGCAGCCAGUUAGUAGUGGAAGCGGAAGAGUUUGCACCAUUCUUCCCAGAGGACGAGGGUCAAGGUGCCGUACCCGUUGUCACCAGACAAGAUUCUGAAGUGGAACUAGGUGCUGUGGUACGUGGAAGUCCUAAGCCCGAGGUAGCCUGGUACAAAGAUGACGAGGAUGUUGCCACUGAUGCUGACGGUUUAGAUGUCGGCUCACGCGAUAAUGUCUAUUUCCUACGAUUUGCAAGGCCAUCUGUUAAAGAUGGGGGACUAUACAAGUGUGUAGCGACCAAUGAACAUGGCGAAGCAUCAAUGUUAUUCAACCUCGACGUUGAAGGCCAUGUUCCGGAGGAGGACUGGUCGGCGCCGAGUUUCGUUAUUGAACUUACGCCAACGACGGUCACAGAAGGAGAAUCGACUGCGCUUGAGGUAGAAAUAACUGGUACACCAUUACCAAAGGUUGAGUGGUUCAAGAACGACAAACCAGUCAAACAUGACCACUUAGUGCGAUCGUAUUUUGAUGGAAAAGUUAUAAGAUUGAUCGUGAGGCGUACAACGCUAGAAGAUGCGGGUCUAUACAGAUGCACAAUCUUAAAUGACUUAGGAACAGCCUCGUCGAUGGCCGAUCUAUCAGUUAACAGAGCACUCACAAAACCAGAGGUAGCAGAAAAGAUGACUGAUAUUGAUGCAGUGGAGGGCACCGAGGUUAGAUUAGAGGUAAUCAAGUUCGGGUGUCCUAUGCCUAAGGUUGAGUGGUUCCGUGACAAUGUACAGUUGACCAACAACGAUCGGUACACAAUCUCUGAGACUGAAGAUACCAGCACUCUUGUCAUCAGGAACUGUACCACGAAUGACACUGGACCAUAUAAGGUUAUCGGUACAAAUGAGUGCGGUAUUGGAGGUGCAGUGCUUAACCUUAUAAUCCAUGAGAGGGAGUUUGGCCCGGAGUUUAUUGACGAGGAAGGAGAGUAUGUCAAGGUUGUGCGCUCAGAGGGAGUUGCCAAUAUCACGUUUACAGUCAGAGGCAAUCCUCGACCGGAAGUGAUCUGGUACAAGGAUGGAACUCUGCUCUCUGAUACCACACGAAUGGACACAAGAUCUAGAGGGGAUACUCACUACCUGAACAUCUUCAGUCUGACUUCUGAAGACGCGGGAACAUAUAUGUGUGAAGCGCGCAGUAAGCUGGGGAAAUGUUUUAGGAGCUGUAUUCUCGAUGUUCAAGCUGUUCCUAAAGAGGAAGUCGAUCAUGGGCAGAUAGUUAAACCUGUCAUCACACGGAAAAUCCGCGAUGCACAAGGCGAGGAGGGGAGCAAUAUCCGCUUUGAGAUCCAUGUUAAAAGCCAUCCACCGCCACACGUCGAGUGGUAUCGCGGCUCCAUCAAGCUCGCACAUGGACCAAAGUACCAGAUCUCCGAGGGAGAUGGAGCCUACUCGCUCACGAUCACAGGCGUCCAGAAAGACGACACGGGAUCAUACAAGGUAGUCGCUACCAACCAGGCUGGCAGUUCCACUUCGCGAGCUGAGGUCGUUGUAAAGGAUAAACCAUUGGCUCCGAAAGUUGCUGAGAUGACAGCAACAGGACCCAUAACUAUCACCCGUGGUAAUCAGCUGAAUUUGAAUGUGACUAUCAGAGGCAAGCCUAAGCCGAGCGUCGUAUGGUACAAGGAUGGCAAUAAGAUCCUGACAUCCAGGAAUGUGCAGAUCAGGUCGUGCGGUGAUGUCUACCAUCUUAUCAUCUUAUUUACUAAAUCUGAGCAUGCAGGGACGUACUCGUGUGAAGCGACUAGUAAACUAGGAAAUACCUCGGCGAAGUUCGACGUCCAAAUUCAAGCUCCUGAGGCAGCACCGAAAGCCCCAGCCUUCUUAAAACAGCUCCUUCCACAGAACGCUAGAGAAGGCGACGUCGUCAAAUUCAGCUGUAAGGUUACGGGUUACCCAGAGCCAGAAAUCGAGUGGACAAGAGAUGGUGUGUCUAUGGAAUCGGACGAGCGUGUCACUACCUGGUAUGACGGCGAGCACUCUACGCUAUCUAUCCAUAACGCCAAUCACGCAGACAGUGGUAUGUACAAGUGUACCUUGAAGAACAAUUCAGGCUGGGCAUCAAGCAGUGCAGAACUUGUCGUAGGUGGAAAGACGCAACGACCACGCCUGUCUGAUAAUAUGAAGGAGCUCUUUGCAACAGUAGGUGGCGAGGCAAGGUUUGAGGUCACUAUGAAGGCAACCCCAAAACCCAAAAUCUGCUGGUACAAAGACGAGAUCACGCUUCGAAGCCGCGAUCGCUACACAAUGAAGGAGGAAGAUGGAAUAUAUACUCUCAUUAUCAAAGAGGUUCAGUUGAGUGAUUCCGGCACUUAUAAGUUCGUAGCAUCUAAUAAGGCUGGCAAGACGACAUUCCUUGGCUACUUGGAGGUAAUGGAGAAGACAGUUGCUCCAGAAUUCCCCGACCGUGAGACCCUGGAACAAGUAGUUGGCGUCGAAGGCCGUGAGGUUGAGCUGAGUACUGUUGUCAAGGGUCUACCAAGACCUUCUGUGAAGUGGUACAAAGAGGGUAAACUACUUCACACCAGUAAGGCCUUGACUGUAUCGACGAGCGGGGACACGCAUUACGUGUGGAUACCGUCCGCGAAGCAUGAACACUCUGGACGCUAUCGAUGUGAGGCUACCAACAGCAAUGGUACUGCACACAGAGACUUCGUGCUUAACAUUCAAGCUCAAGUUCCUGCAGAACAGUGGGUCGCUCCGGCCUUUACUGCACCACUUCAGCAUAUCGACAUUUUAGAAGGAGACACCACGAGAUUUAUUGGCGAAAUCACUGGUGUUCCUGUCCCUGUAGUAGAAUGGUACAGAGACGACAGACCAGUCACACGAGACCAUCGACUUCGGACGUACUCCGAUGGCCGAGUCGUCAUACUGUUGCUGAGACAAACCAACAUCUCUGACGCAGGUGUCUUCAAGUGUGUAUUACGUAACGAUCUCGGCACUGUGGCAUCAUCUGCUAGCCUGAACGUGAACGAAGGCUACUCCAAGCCUGAGAUAAAUGAAAAGCUGAAGAAAAUAGAAGCGUUUGAAGGCGGAGAGGCUCGCUUUGUUCUGUUAGUGACAGGAUUUCCACCGCCUCGAGUUGACUGGUACCGCGGUACAACCAAGAUCACAGAUUGUAAUAGGUAUAGCUCUACCUUGACAUCAGACGGCAUGGCGUCUCUGACGAUCCGCAAGAUCAGACAGGAGGAUGGAGGUCUGUAUGGAUGCGUGGCGGUUAACGAGUACGGCGAGACCACUUCUAUUGUCGACCUGCACGUUGGCGAGAAGCACUACGGACCGGAGUUUGCAGAGGAGGAACUCGACUGGUCCAAGACUGCCCGAAAAGGCGAGAACGCCAGGAUCACCUUUACUGUAAGCGGAAAUCCCCGCCCCGACGUGGUAUGGUACAAGGAUGGAAUGCUGUUGUUUGACACAACGCAUGUGGACAUGAGGUCCAGAGGAGAUAUCCAAUAUUUAACCAUAUUCGGUCUGACGCAUGACGACACUGGCACGUAUGUUUGCGAGGCUCAGAGUCGUCUUGGCAAGUCCUUCAGGACAUAUGCCUUGAAAGUUGAAGAACAGGCUUGAAAGAUAGGAAUCUAGGCAAAAGAGUUUUGUAAAGUGAACAUAUUUUUUUGAAAAAAGUUUGGUAUUUAAGAUGUAAUGCAUUGAGAUGCAUUUCUGACAACAGAACGGGCAAAAGCUUUCUAAUAAAUCUGUAGUUGUUCAAGCCCACCGUUACCGGCCAAAAUACCCGCGUACCGAUGCAAACACGUGAAAGUUGGUUGGUGUUGAGUGUUGAUUUUUGUUUAUUGUAGACUGUUGAAAUGAUACAGUUAGUAAAUAAAUAUUUGAUUCAUUA
Nematostella vectensis (starlet sea anemone) is the source of this 69214-nucleotide messenger RNA. Its product is annotated as titin. Gene Ontology annotation, molecular function: protein binding; protein kinase activity; ATP binding. Lineage: Eukaryota; Metazoa; Cnidaria; Anthozoa; Actiniaria; Edwardsiidae. Bases 217 to 68940 code for a protein of 22907 amino acids. Gene Ontology annotation, biological process: protein phosphorylation. The transcript is spliced from 114 exons. The record is from RefSeq and is a predicted model, not a curated record.